AUGGGCGGGGCUGAGGCGCCUCUCAUUUCCCCUCCACGCUUAGCGGGGCAGCAGGGCUGGAGAGACCUCCGGGGAGCACAGUCGCCAGUCCAGCACGGAGACCCGCCUGGCCAAAAAACCGCGCCUCACACUUGCCAGGAUUGCCAAAUAUUCCUGAAAAAUAUACCUGCUAUUUAUGGCAUGUGGCUUGUAACUUUACUCCUGCUGUACUCUCUCCAAGAAGGUAAGAGAAAAAGAAAUGCUGGAGAUGUUUCUCAUUCUGCGCUCUGACUGCUCAAGUCCUUCUUUUCGAUUAAUUUUCAUUUUUCAUCCAACUUAUAAAAAAGGAAGAGAAUCGCUGUGGAAGGAGUGAGGGGCUUGUGCUUUGAUGUAUCAUCUAAUGUCUCCUGAUGGAGAAUUGGUGGAAAUUGUUACUUGAAUCAAAAUAUAUAAACAGAAGUGGAGAUGAACAGGUAGAAAAAUACUGGAAGUUAAUGCGUAAAGUGAUUUUUGGAGACUGUUUUGUGGGGUUUUUUAAUCUCGGGGCCCGUGCUGCUUCGGAUGAUUCUGUUAGCUCGGAUUGUUUUCGCAUUACCAACUCUGGUUAUGAAUAUGUAAAAUGGCUGAAUAGGGAGAAUGAGGUGCAAAUACAGAGGGAGGGUGAGAGUGAAAUGAAAACAUGCACCGGCCUGCAAUUACACAAUUUUUUCAUCAAUUUUGGAACAAAUUCCCGCUGAAAUGUGUCAGCCCUGUAAAGUUUUGCGUGGGAAUCUUGUGCUUUUUGUCAUUUCGGUGCUCUCAUUGUGUAGCUUUUGCUAAUUGCAGCUGUUUUUUUUUUAUCAUGGGCUAUAUUUGGCUCGCGCUUCAUUCCACAGAGAUGCACCUAAUUUUUCUAAAUAAGUAUUUUUGACGGUUUUAAUUCGUUUUAUGUCUGAUGACACAAUGUUACCAUUUUAAAUUGGAUGACAAUUAAAAGGCCCCUUUUCCUCUCAUCGGCCUUAUUAUUCUAAUGGCCCUGCACCCACAUAAAGGCCAUAAUUAGAGCAAGCACAUUUCUCCUCUGUAUUUCAUUCAUUCUCUCUCAACAGUUUUUUUUCCUUUUGUUGAAUUGCAUUUGAUUUAAAAGGCGGUCUAUUUGUUUAAAAGGAUUCAUUUUUCUUUCUUGUUUAGUAUAUGCAGUAAAUCCCUGACCCUAUUGCAAAGUUGAUCUUGUGCUAUUACAGUGCAUUAUAAUAAUCCUGAGCAAAUCUGCGUCGAAAAUAACAGAAGUUCAACACUAUCUCCACAUGAGAGCAUUUUCCAGGCCUUUGUGUAACCCGCUGCCUGUUUGGAUCCAUGUUUACAUGUUUGUUUUUCAUCCUAAUAGCACAGGCCCUCACUCUGUUAAUUCGUUUAUGAUAAAGUCUGAGAUAUGUGAAACAUGGCUGAUCUCGAUGUAGGGGAGUUGAUCAAAAAUAGGCCAGAAGCUCUGUUUGCCUUUUUAACUCCUGGCAUUUUCUCCCAUAGAUUAACCCAUUUUCUAAAAAAAAGAAAAAAAAAAUUUUGGCAAAUCCAAGUUACACGAGUUCCAUCUGUGUUUUACAUCUGUGUUUAACAUACUUCAUGUGUCAGAUAUUGGUGAUUGAUUUAAAGCUGUAAUUCAAAGCGAAAGCUGCGGUUUCAGAGACCCUCCAGCUUCUGCGGAAUCACAUUCAUAUUCACAAAUUUAUUUCAUCCAAUAAGAAACUCCAGGGGCGUGGGUGCAUAUUAUAGACUUGCCCGGUCAUGUUCCUCACUAAUAGCGCACCUGGACCCCGCGGACGUGACCGCGCGUGCCGGCGCGUGCGUCACGGCUCGUGUCUGUGUAUACGCAUAAGCGUGUGUUUGUGUGUGUGUGUUUGCGGGCUCACGAAGGAGGGGAAGUGGCAGGGACAUCCCUCUUACUUUGGUAACUAAAUAAUGCCCUCUUUUAAAAGGCAUCCUUUCUAGAGUAUACAGCUGAAUAUUAACUCAUUUUUAUUCAUUAUUAAAUUCUUAAAAAAUCAUUCAAAUCAAAUAAAAAUAAUCAAAAAAUGUCUCCAAAUUAAGUCAGAGAGCAGGAUGAGUGUGUGGGGUAGUUACAGAUCUUUGACAAAAAAAAAAGAAAAAGCUUGAAGAGUAAGAGCUCACCAAUUAGAGCACAAUGCCUCUCUCACUAAAUUAAGUACUUCACCAAAUAAAGAAAGGGUUUAUUGUGAUUUUAAGUGUGAUUUAACAUAAAAGUCUGCUUUAUUCUGAAUCCAAAUCAACUAAUUAUAAUUAUGUGGUGGGAUUAGCGAUGAAUUUAAUCAUUUUCAGUGUCAGGCCUGCUGUAGGCCUAUUUUGAACCUCGCAUUUUAAAAUCAAAAUCAUGAAAUGAAAUCCACAUUGUGUGACAGUCAGGUGUAAAAGCUCGGUUUUUAAUUUGUGGUGUGUACAGCAUUGAGGGGAUCCCUCACCCUGACACGCUCCUGUCCUCUCCACUGCACACCCAUCAAUAGAAAUAUGCAAACCACUCCCUCCCUCCUUCCCUUCUUCCAUCCCCUGUCCAAAAGCCCACGCUGCCUCAAGGCUUCACAAUUAAAACUGCAAUCUGACGUACAGACACCUCUCAAAGACAUGAAUGCUGUGUGGUCCACGGGGCUGACAGUCAUUACUCAGACAGGGCCCAGGUCCACUUUUAAUACCACCUCAGAUUUCCCCUCAUUAUUAAAUAAUACUGAAACACCCAAAAUUCAAGAGGGUCAAGGGAGGAGUGAUUUAUGCAGAAAUUUCACCCUUUCAGAAAAUUUCUUAAUCUCUUGGAUCAAAUGAAGGGAAUUUUCUUGAACAAAAUCAAGGGAGAGUCUUUUUUUCUGCUUCACGUUAACUCUUGGAAAAAUGGGAGUUGAAUUUGAAGUAAUGUCAUAUGUAAGUUUUACAUUACAAAACAGCGAAGAGGAAAUCUGUGCACAAAUUUGGAUCAGUGAUGUUGCCAAAUGGCGGGUAAAGUGUGAUAGAAUAAGACUGUCAGCUGGGAAGCACAGCUCGUUGCACUUCCCAGCUCGCCAAUAGGAUGUCACUUCUCUGUCACCGGCAUUCCUGCAAUCCCAUUCGUCCUUCAAUCUGCUAAAUGCCCAAACUAGAUUACAAAUAAGAAUGACUCAUUUAGAAAAAAAAAAUGCAAAUGAACACUGCCAACUGUAAGAAAUGUUUUUUUUUUCUUACAAGAACUCUGCGUAACACCACCCUGAUGCUAAAUUAAACCAGACCUCCUCCUAAAUUUGAUUGGAUACUGGAGCUGCACAUUUUCAGACGGAAGGGGAGUGCGUUCAGCAAAUGUCAAAUCUCUGAAGCAAGUAGUUGUUUUUGUUGGAUCUCUCUCUCUUUCUCUCUCUCUCACUCCCUCCCUCCAUCGCUUCCUCUCGCUGUAACUCCCCUCCCUCUCUCUCCCUCAUCACUAGGCAGAAUUAAAGGUUGGGGGAGGGGCUCUUUAUGCAGACUGUGCUGGGACUUGUGAUCCACAGAUUUGAUAUUCACAUUAAGAGAGAAACGGGCUGCUUUGAUGUGCGGGGGGAGCAGGUCCCAGGAGACUGCUGAAGUAGCACACUUUUUUUUUUUACUGACACAGCACAGGCCGGGGGGGUGUUGGUGUCGGGUGGGUGGGUGGGGAGCAGAUUGUUGGGGACAGGGUGUACAGAAAGACAGUAGGUGGGGAGCGCUGAUACCCCUGCGCUGAUUAGAUGUAACCCCAACAAACCCCCCUCCUACUUCUCCACCCACACACCACCUCCUUACACCAGACCCCUGAGGAUUAUCCUCAAGCUUACACCUUUUUUACCCCCCCCCCCCCCACACACACACACACACACACAGAUUCAACCAAUAUCCAAUUCACACCCGUUCUUACAGCCUCCUCCUCCGCCCCCCACUGCUUUAUGUUUCAUGCACACUUUGAAUCCUCAAAGUCACAACUUUCUGUCCUGUCCUGGAAACACCUGAAAGGUGGAUGAUUGAUGGAGGAGAAGAAUAAAGAGCUGCACGCUGACUGAAAAUCAGAGGGGGUGUUCUGACACUUCACCUAGCUGUCAUUCAGAUGUUGUCUUGGUCAAGUUUGACUCCACUUUGACUUUUACAGAGUUCAUUUUCUGUCACCUUAUUCAGUAAAGACCACAGAUGCUGAAAUUAGCUUUCAACACAGCUGAAAAUGCAGUUAAGGGUUUUAAAGAGUGCACCGUCAAUGCAUCCAUCCGAUACUGUAGUUUAAAAACUUCCCCUUCAUUUAGCCAGUUUCUGUGAAAUUAUAUGAUUUGAACAAACAGCAACAGCAGAGAGUCUAAAGUUAGUCAAUGCUGGCAGAAGUCAAUGAUAAGUUUACAUCUAUAUCUCUUUUUUAUCACACAGAUAUCAGUGAGGUACUCAACAUCAACCAGAACUCAAGUCUAGAUAGUGAAAUGCCGUCAUGUGGUUGUUCACCAGAGUGUCUGAUUCUGGUUGGGGUUUCUGCGUGUUCAAAAGAAACGUUUCCUUACAACUCUGGAGCAGAACCAAGAGGCGGCCAAAAUCUGAGUGGUUGACAGCACCUCCUCAAAUUUCCACUUAAGGCUGGUUUCAAAAGCAUCAAAAGCUACACUCAAACCCAUUUCUAAAAAGUCUGAUUUUACAGCAAAAAUUAACAUGUGUACAGCUGACUUAAUGAAACGAUUUUAGCUCAUUUCUCUAUCUACACUGAAGAUUUGAAGAUUACAAGUUUUCAUAGUUCGGGGCACUAACACCUCUUUGCCUCAUGCUGGGUUGACUGACAGUAGGUUGAGUCAGCAUUUCCAACAUGGUGACUGCUGUCCAUACGCUUCAGAAGUCUUCUUAAAAACCAGCAUACGACAUCACUGAAGCUUUUCACCCAUAUAUCAUACAGGCUGCUAGCAGGCCUAUUUUGCAUUUCAGUGUAACAUGUUUAGCUUUUGUUUGGACUUAAAAUCUUGACCAUGAGCAGAAUGUGGCCACAGUUAAUACAAGUCACAGGAUUAUGAAAUCUCUAUAUAAAACAGUUUCAUGUCAGUCAAUUGAGUCUGAAAAGUGUUGUUGGGAGUAAAGAAAUGUAACAUGUAUGAAAACAUACUUGGGGUCAAGCACAGACAAAUAGGGGUCAAAGCCACCUCCCACACACACACACACACAUCAGAUUGGCACAGCAGACGCUCUUAAUUUAUAAGAGCCCCAGUGUACAAAUAGUUUCAUUUAAAUUAAACUGUGAUACAAUCAACUGAUCUUUGAGUAACUUUAUUACUUUGUCUUAGGCUGAUGAAACUCAAGAACUCCGAGUCAUAAAUUCACCUUAACCAAAAAAUUUAACCUACAAGCAGGAGUCAGAUCCAUGUUUCUUCCAACAAGAGAAAAAAGAGAAAGAAAAAGAAAGAAAACUCCACAAAGAUAGCUGAUCAUUGCUUUGUGCUCACCUUGCCCUCCUCCACACUCUCCUUUCUUCAUUCACUCUCUACCCUGCUUGAACUCUGUCUUUAUUUCCCUCACUGUGUCUGAUGACUCGGUCCGUCAGCUGAGUGUUUCUUGACAUCCUGUCCCAAUAUAACUUGUUGUUAUAUUGGGACGUUUGUUUUUACAGCACGUGAGGGAGACGUUUGAUAUUUUUACGUGACAAUGAAAAUCAAGUUGGUAUGAGGUUACCAGACUACAUCAACCUCAGAUGGCACAGCAGCACAUACUAGAUGAUGAGACCCCAUGAGACCUUUUGUUUUGUGAAUGGGGUACCUAAAGUCACCCCUGCCAUAGUCCUGCCACCUCAGUCAAAAAGGUCUGACUCAGCUCCUGUUGCCAAAAGUUAUAACUCAAAGCGGAUUAAUGAUGGGUCCCUAUAAGGGUCAAGUUUACCUUUUUAUGAAAUGCGCUACUUAAAUACAGUUGGAUUAGACUGGAACAUUUUUAUAUACAUGAAAUGUGCUGAAAAUAAGACACAGGUUUAGGUUAGUGGUCGUCCUUCCUGCACUGGCCUCUGGUUUGACUCAGACCUUCAGUUCUUUGGUGAACCUCAUCCGUGCUGCCUGUUCCCUCUGACCAAUGAGCUAAGAACAAAAGGCCAAAAAUUCAUCUAAAGAUAAAAGAACAUCAACAUUUAUGGCUGAAUAUGAUUGUUUGUAGAGGAGGAAAUGGAGAGAUAGAGGGAGAGAAAAAAGAACAUGUGGAGGUAUUAUGUCUUUGCUCUGGCAUAGGGAGCUCAGGGUGUGAAAGUGUGUGUGUGUGUGGGGGGGUUCUGGGGUUUGUUUACCUCCACAUCACAAUACAGUUCUGUGUGUUGGGUGUGUGCGUGUGUGUCUGCGCGCGUGCACCCACAUCCUGGAGAAGAGGCGUAGAUCAGCUGCAUUAUGCAUGAUGAAACCUUGCAUAGGUUAUGACUUGUGCCUCUCUCACAUACAUAUUCAUGCGUGGCUCUCUGGCAGGAUGUAUAAAAUAGUGGCUGCGGCUCUGACAGACAAAGCUUUAGCUCCAGCACCUUCAAGAGAGGCUGCUUUCCUCUCUACUGCUGCUGCUACUGCUUUGACUGAGUGAGGAUGAUGAAGCCUCCUGGGUGCAGGUGAAGAGCAGAAGUAUCAACAGAAGGAGCUCCGACAUGGUUGUGGUCAGUCGAAUACCUGGAUGAGGAGUGUCCACAGGCUGCUGGUUAUUGUGCAGGUGUAUGAGUGAGAAAUGAACAGGAGCAACAUGUUGUUAAGAUUUAGCUGUUACAGGAUGUUUAAAGCACCUGCAAAACUCAUUCUUUUACAAUAUUACACUCCAUAUAUGUCGAGUUAUGUGGCCAUAUUACAUUGCAAAAUAGUAACACAUAGACAAAGGAUGGGGUUGUAGUCACUACUCUGUCAGAACAAGCUUUGGGCUUUUCAUUUGUGAUGCUGUUUCACCUCUAAAUACAGUUCUGAGAUGGCAACUUCACCCAAACGUUUGUGUGUUGGUAAUAUGUGGCAUGGCUUUGGUAUAUGUAUAAGGCUUUGGAAGCUACACCCUUGCAUAAAGAGGCUGCAGCAGCCUCAGUAAAAUAUAAAAACCUUCCUCAGAAGGGUUUGCCUCAGUCAGAUCAUAUAUUUUUGCAGAUGCCUCACUAAAUGGUUUUAUAGACUUCUAGUUUUUCCAAAAACAUUCUCUCCUUAUGUUGCACAUCUUAGAUAUGAUAAUGCUUUUUGUCUAGAUUGUUUCCUUAAGGUUUGUGUUUUAGGGUUUGUCAGUGCCUCCAGUGAAGCAGCUCUGUGCCCCACCAUGUUUAUUUGGAAGUACCAGCCUCUCACCUGGCCAGAGCUCAUUGUGUGAAGGCUGCUUGCAUGAGUCAAGGGGUCGCCCACAGAAAAAGGGAAUAUAAUGAAAGACUGAUCCUAGAUGUUUUUAAUCGUUAUCUAAACAUCAACAUAAAGAUCCAUUUUGAUUGAAAAAAGACUUAGUUUUAAUACAUUUAUAGUCAAUUUUAACUGGAUUAUUACUUUACCCUGUAGUUGUCCUUGACGUAUAAAGUUCUCAGUUUGAACUCUACAUUUAACCUGAACUGAUAACUUUCCCCGUGAUCCCAAUCACUUAAAUGGUUUGCAAAGAACCCAAACUGGUUAUCAGAAAAUUUUAAAAAGUGGAAACUUGGCUUUGAGACGCAAGAACAUGAUGUUUUUAAGGUUUUUAGGCCUGAUGCGUAAGGCAAAACGUUUUUGGCCUGUAAUCAACGCAUUAUUUUAACUCAUCUGCCUUUUUAUAGCAGCAUCAUCCGGUUUCCUGAAACCGCCUUGAUGCAAUACAACACCAUUGUGCUUUUAUAUGGCACAUAUUACUUCUUAAAAAAACACCCCCAGCCUGCUUCAUUGACAAUUCAAAAGUAGUAUGAACUUAAUGUCAAACUGCAUUAAGAAAUCACAGAUGUACUCAUGGUUUGAGCUGCCAGCUACAAGCUAAGCAUACAGACACAGCUCAUCGUCAUCACAAAAGCCCCGUUGGAGCGGGUGAAUCACCACAAGCCUUUUGUUAAAAACUUUUAAGCUGUCUUAUAAAUUUAAGUCAUGGGUUUAGAAUAAUAAAUCUAAGAGUUGAAUGUCGCCUGACCUGGCUGUGAAAGUUUUCAGUCAUCCAGGCAGCAAUAAUGAAAGCUUGCUCCAAAAAGCAACUGGACUGGCUUGAAGUUUUUGAAGAUGGAGAAUCAAGCUAGAAAUAAAAACUUAUAAUGAUGAGGCCUGCUGAGGUCAAAUGAGACUCCUGCUAGACCAUAAAAACCAUUAGCAAGGUCAGUGUCAUUAGAGAAAGUUGUAUUUCUCGCUCAGUCCACCAGUCAGCUCAGAAGUGAUGAGGCCUUUCAGAGGAAAUAUUAAACGUCUUCAAGUCCAGCUGCCUGUUGGAUUAAAUUUUGAAUUGAUUGAGCUGUUAUACCAGCCUGUCUCUUUAAAUGAAGUGGAGGUAACAAUGGAUUAAUUUGAUUAUGGUCUUUUUAGGGAGUUAAAGGCAAGUAAUUAUUGGAGAGGGUACUUUGUAAAUACUUUAAGUGAGUAUGUUAAAAAGACAGUCAGACUAGGUGUAAAUAAACUAAAUAAAAAUCAGUCUUAACAUACAGACACAAUCCUUACAAAGAGCAUCUAAGAGCCUCAACUCACUACUUCAGUGUAUUUUUAUGAUAUUCAAUCAAUCAGUCAAACUGCUUCACUGUUAAAAAUAGUGGACAAUAAAGUCCAAUCUGAUUUUUUUCAUGUGUCCAAUAACACUUCCAAACCUAAAGAUAUUCAGUUUAACGUAAUAAUAAUAAUAAUAAUAAUAAUAAUAAUAAUAAUAAAAACAAUGCAGAGAGCUUCUAGAAGAAUAAAGGAAUUAUCAGUGUCUGCUUUAUUUGAGUACAAAAUUACUUUCAGUGUAAAUCUAUUAUCAUAAUUACUGGCACGUUCAGUGCCCAUGCCGAAGAAAAAAUAAAAUAAGAAAAAAUAAGAUCAGAUAAGAUAAGUUAGGAUAAGAACUUUAUUGAUCCCCAAGGGGAAAUUCAAUACAAUUUUCAGUCAUCUCUUAAGAAAUAAAAUGGUGACUUGAUUCGUAAGCCAUUGUUUUGGCUCUACAUUGGUGUUAACUUUCAGUUCUUCAGCGAUGUUGGCAAGUUUGAUCUCUGUUGGUGACUUUUUGGAGGUGUAAGUGCUAUUUUGUUCACAGGUGGUGGUUUGCAGUGCUUGGACUGUUGGUUUUAAAUGGAGUGGAAACUCUGCAUGCCCAGCAUCAAACAGGACUGUGCCAACUGAGUGUUGGAGCGUAAUCUGUGUUACAUUCAUGUUGCUGUGCCUCACCUGGCCAAAUAGCAUAUUUGACUGACUUGGCAAUUUCAAUACACAUUUAAACUAAAUAUAAGAGCUCAGACAUGUAAAUUUACAGAGUUUAGAUGCAGUGGUCUUAUUCUGCUUUCCUUGUGAAUCAUAUUUAUCUGCUUUAGCAUCUGAAAACUCACUGCAUCAUCCUAUGACAGAUUUUGGUUUCUAAUUUUAGAUUUUUCACUGGGUCAUUGUUGUUGGGUUAAAUUGUCGCCUUUUUUUAAUUCAGUAACAGCUUUCAAGUGCCAGCGCCACCAUGGCAACCCACUCCGUCUCCUCCCAGUGUGACAGAGCGCUGAGAGCUGUGUUUGGAGUGUGUGUGUGUGUGUGUGUGUGUGUGUUGGCUCGCCUGGUUUUGACAGGUUCUGAGUGGUGGGAGUUUGCUCUGAUCCCCUUUCUAUUCCACUUCCAGCUCCAUCAGGCCCCCCACCCUCUAGUGCCCAUGCCCCCCAGGCCAUAUAAUCUACUGUAUGAGAGGUCCUCCUGCCGCCCAGCCCCCACUGUCCCGUGCUCUCAGGGUGACCCCCUCACUCCUCCACUUUAGUCCUGUCCCCCCAUUGGGAGAUUAUAGAUAUUGCAAUCUUUAAUAUGGGCUUUAUGCUCAGGGGCCAUUAUCAGUAAUCUGCAGAGGGGAGGGAGUCUGACCUGGUUUUUGCAGCCCACAACUGGACUGCCAGACAUAUUUUCAUAUACCAUCUGUAACAUUGUGCCCAGAUUUAUCAAUCUGUAGUCUGAGGUUGGAAACUUCUUUGAAAGGACCUGGAAUUAUGAACGUACCCCCCUGGAUGAACAGAUAUUGGGGUCUUUCUUCGAUCUACUGUGCUGGGCCAGAGCAGCACAGACACACUCAUGGUGCUGUGGUGAUUGAUUCUACCGGGAAUUGUUUGAUAAUGUGUCUCUGCCUGAAUCCCACAUGGCUUAAAGCCAUGCCUCAUUAAAACACAGCCAUAAACAAAGUCUAAAUACAUCAAACAAUCAGACACUAUUACUUUCAAUUGUGAUUCUCCAGAAAGUCUGUUUUGUCUCAUCAUCAAAUCUGAAGGACUGCUCAUCACAGCUGUUUGAGACGUUUCACUUUCUGCAUCAUUGCUGUGAACAAAAGAAUUAUUUCUCAUCUAUCAUAUACCCUUAACUCUAAAACCACGGGUCCAAACAGUGACUUGGCAAUAGCUGUGAAAAAGUGGCAGAUGUUAAUGAUUGAUCUAAGUGUUGUUCUGUUUACCCAAUCAAAUAAGGGAAAAGUGAAGCACAUAAAUACUAAUGAUUGCACCUGGGACAGAAGUACAAAGUAAAACUAUUCAUAUAAACAGACUCCCUGGUUGGAGAAUAUGUUGCUUUUAUUAGAUUUUAUGUAAUAAGUUAAAUACAUUAAUAUACUUGUCACAAAAAAAGCAAAUUGAUGACAUAAAACUCUGAGCAUCAAGAAAGUUAAUGGGGUAUUUAAAACUUUUUCCCAACAUUUUAUGGAUGAAAAUGUUUCUGAAUAUUAAUCAGGUGUCUCCAGAUGUUACAUUAUCAGUACAAACUGUGCACACUUAUAUAGUGUUGUCAGUUUAUGGCAGAACUUUCGCUUAUUUUCUGCAACAUUUUAGACCAAGUCAUGCAAUAGUUCUGUUUUACAAUAUUUUUCUAUUUUGACAUCACAAUAAUAAAAACAAAGACGGUAAUGUUUUUUAGGACUAAGGAUCUCAUUUAAGUGUUGGGUUUUUUGCCUUUAUUAACAAGAAAGGACUAGAGUUCGACUCUAGGGAGGAAGAGAGGAACAUGUGGUGGAAGGCUGAAGGUCAGAAUCAAACCCAGGCCGCCCUCUUCAGGACUGUGGCUUUCACUAUGGACUACAGCCUUUGCACAAGCAGAUAGAAAUUCAUGAUUAAGCUAAACCACGCCUCAAAGAAAAUAACUUUAAAGUAAAAAGUUAAACCCUUGAGAACAAUUUAAGCUAAAAAUUGGGAAAAACCUCUUCUGAAACAGAAAAGUCAUCUAUAUACAUUAAAUAAGGCAUUAAAUUGCUUAAUUAGAUGCAGUUUUUCUAAAUUAAAAAAAUGUGAUUAAAAAGAUCGAAUUUGUAGAAUUUGCAAAGAAAAAUCAUUUACUUUGAUCUGUUUUGCAGCGGUCAGGCAGUUUUUUUAAUGGGCUCAAAAAGGGGAAAAAUUGUUAGACCUAUUUUGUAAAGAAGUUAAACCGUCGGUAAGCUUAGUGCUAGUUUGAUCCAAUUGGGAUUAAAUCCCCCAUCUCUUCGUUUGUGUCUGAAUCUUCCAGUAUGUUUCACAGACUUUGCUGAACUAAACAGCAGCAGAGACAGACAAUAAGAUGGGGGAAGGUGAGUGUUGGGUGAUAUCAUUCAGAUUCAGUGGUGUUUAACAUCCACAUCUGUCGAUCAGCAGUGCCCCACCCACCCAUCCCCUCUGAUUCAUCUUUCUUUGCUAAUCUUUCUCAUAAUGUCCCCAAAAUUUGAAGACUCCCCUCCAUCCUCCACUCUUCCUCCUUUCUCUGCUGAAGCUGUAUGUGUUUAAUCUGAGUGCCAAUGAAGAACAUGUCUGCGUAUGUAAGUGUGUGUUAGUGUGUGUGCCUGUGUGUGUGUGUUAAAUAUGUAAGGAGAUUAAAUCGACUUAAAUCUCUGCGUCUGGCAUAGAAAUUCCAAUCACAUAACCUAUCUGUGUGCUCCUCUCUCUCUUGCUCUCUCUCUCUGCACACACACUGUACAGAGGUAACAGGCUCCUCCCCCCUCCCCUCCACCUAAACCAUCACAGGCUUUAGCCCAAAUCCCUGGCUUUCUGGAUCACAUGACUGAUGUUUGCAGCUGGACAUUUGACAUACAUUUGUUAUGAUUAUUUUGUUACAUAUUUGAAGGACACUUCUGCUUUGUCCAUUUUAUGUCCAUUAAAACGAUGCCGAUUGCUUCAAGUUAGCUUACGCUGAUCGGGUGUUUUUAAAAGGCCCCUCUCUCUCGCCUCUCACCUUCUCGCUAAAUUCCGCUCUUUUUGUCUUUGUGUCCUUGCAGUACACAGUGAGGAUGUGGGCUCUACCAGGCUGUACUUUGUGAACGCCUCCCUGCAGAGGGUAACCUACUCCAGCUCGGUGGGGGUGUCCCUGCCCUGUCCAGCAGGGGGCACCCCCAGUGCCAUACUACGCUGGUACCUGGCCACCGGCGACGACAUCUACGACGUGCCCCACAUCCGCCAUGUGCACGCCAAUGGCACCCUGCAGCUGUACCCUUUCUCGCCCUCUGCCUAUAACAGCUACAUCCACGACAACGACUACUUCUGCACUGCCGAGAACCAGGCUGGCAAGAUUCGUAGCCCCAACAUCCGCAUCAAAGCUGGUGAGUAUGAAAGGGGCCGGCAGAACAUGAAAAAAAAAAUUGGAUGGAAAACGGAAGCUGUGAAGUGAAAGGUCAAAUCCAAACAUGAGAGGGAAUUCACCAAAAAAAAAAAACAGUCAUGAAGCGUAAAGUAGAGCAGAUGUGAUUGGCAGCUGCAAAAAGCCCCACCCACGCACACAAUCACCUGCCCCAAAAUAGCCCGUCUCGACCUGAACACAGAUUGACCUAGAACACAGUCUGCAGAGAGAACAUCUGCAUCGCAUACUACAGCCGGCUUCGGCCUGAACUCGCACCUAUCUGACUGAGCUGCUGAUGAACCACUGCACUCUAUACCCACAUAACCCCAUCAGCUCCACAUAGACAGCAGUGGACCAUCUGGUGGGUAGAGAGGCAACACAUCGACCUAAACAAAACUUAGAGUUAAGUUUUAACUAGACCAUAAGAUGAUACAUCCAAGAACAGCAUGAACCUAAAUCACACUUCAGGUUCAGCCUCGUCUUCUGUUUAAAAAGGGAAAGCACAACAAAGCCCACCUGAAACAUGGCGACUACAGUAAGAUCCUGAAUACAGGUUACCCUCAGAUGCACUUGGUUUUGGAUCCCUCAUAGGUAAAAAGCUUUUGGUUACAUAAAUAAGUCAGUUGAACAGUUGAUAGCCAAACUUCAAUUCUGGCUCUUUGACAAGGUUUUAACAAAAAGGGCAGGUUCACCGGGAUCCCCUUUGUGUAAUACACUUACUGUUUUCCACAUAAACCUUCUGCACUAACUCAACUAUCCCUUUGACACUAUUCUUGAAUAUACAUGAAUAACAUACUCUGAAUGUAAACAUUUUAAUUUUGUGUUUUCAAGCAGGAAAUUCAGUUCAAUUUCUUUGUCAUAUGCAUUUAAAAGACCAUGCAGAACCAGUUCAAAUGAAAUGCAUUUUGCCCUGCUAAUCUCUCACCCCUUAAAACAACAGCAAUAAAUAGUAAACAAGUCAAAAUAAUAAAAUAAGAAAAGGAGACAGCCACAAAAACAGUCUUAAAAAUGAAAUAAACAAGUAAAUAAAUAAAAUGCUUCUGGCAGUAAGUGCCAUUUUAAGUACCUGGGGGCUUAAAUUGUUCCUUUAAAGUUUCUAUGUAAAAACAAAGACUUAUUUUGCCCACACAAACACAGUGCAAUGUAUUGUUAGUGAAAGAAAAAUUUGCAGUACUGAAAGAAAAAGUACAAUAUUUUACAGUUAAAGUAAUAAACAAUAACAAUUAGCUCUUAAAUCAGACUUUAGAGUUAAAAUAAGAUUAAAAGUCAGAGUUAAACAUCAGAUUUCACACUUAUUGAACUCAUUAUUUAGGCCUCUCUUCUAUUCAAGGGAGAAAUAAAGAGAAACUGAGAAUAAAGAAUCUAUAAAUAAGCACUAACAAGGUAUCUAUUUUUGGAGAGAUUGACCAAAAGCUUCCUCUGUUGCCAUCAUAUUUCAAUGCUCUCAUCCUCCUCCUCCUCCUCCUCCUCCCCUCUUGUUCUUCAAACUGUCCUCUUGUGCAAGACUAAAUAUAGCUACAGCACACUUCUUUAAUUAUCUCUCAUUAACAAACCUAAUUGGUGCUUCCCAUUGAUUGGACUGUGUGAGUCUGCUUUAAUAAGACAGACCUCGUCUGAAGUGAAACUGUACGUCUGGGCUUUGGCUUCCUUCGCUCUGCAGAACCAGAAACACUUGCAAUCAUAUCAGACUACAGCUGGAACGAAGCUCCAGCUACAUAAGAGUUACUCUGCAUCUAUUGUCCCCUCCUCCUCCUCUUUCCAUCAUUCAUUCAGGCCAGUCAGUCCCUCCCCCUUCCCUCCUGCCAUCAACAUCUGUUUUCAUAUUCUGCCUCCCAACACCGACCUGAACUAAUACUCAUAUUCAUUCUAAUACUAAUACUAGCGCCAAGUUGAGGAUUUGAGCCAGGACCCUGAGCUGCAUGCCAGCCGGUUGCUGCCUUCAUUCCCACAUGACCCUAAAGCCCGGCCUCAGGAGGCGAGGGAUUAGCAGGAAGCAAACAUCCUGCAGCCAGCGGCCCUAUCGGGCUCUGAAGCACAGGUUACCACCAGACUAGAAGCUUUAUUUUGGAGGGUCACUUUUGUAGCCAUGGUGUUGAACUGGCCCUCCUUUUGAGCAAUCAUUGAGUCUUGGUUGGAUAGACUUUUCUGCUUCCUGGUGGACAGCAGUUUCUAAGCAAAUUCUCAUCAUUGUUGGUUCAUUGCAUAUGAUUUGAAAUCCAUUUGACAGAUGUUUUUUUUUUUCUCCUCAAGUGUUCAAAGCAGAUGUAAAUUUCCAGGCAUGUGUCCCCCUCUUGCAGCAGGAAUGUAUGCACGAUGUCAACACGUCUGUUACUAGGGAAAGGGAUUCCGAACCAGUUUCUUAGCAACCUUUAGAUACAUCCUAGCUUUCAUGUGAUUUUUGCUAAUGAGUCCUCACUCAUUAACCUGAGUGUAAAAUAUCGCAUGAACUCACAUGAAUUGAAGCAACAAUAACCAGUUCACUUUGAACCAGCAGUGUCUUUACAAAGUUUUGUAUAAAAACAGACCAGUGAUACAUGGCGAUGUCAUGCCAAGGCUGGAAAAUAAUUUCCAUGAUUAUCCUGCCUAAUGGCGGCUCGCGCCAUUUAUGGUGAAAGCAAAGGCAGGAUUAGAGGAGUUCAAACAAUACACGAGAGUGGUACGGUGUUUCUGAUGAAUCAGUGUGGAGUGCUGGGGUAAUUGAUGAAAGGCUGUUUUUGCUCUGGAGUGUUAAUGUGUUUGUUUUUGAUGAUGUAAACACUAGUAGAUUAUUGUUUUGUCCCAAACCAGACUAAAACUCUGAUUACAAACCCAGAUGAGCUUGUUAUGUUGCCGUCAACAUACACUCAUAUAAAUGAUUAACAUUUUUUAGUGGAGUUCAAAUAUCUUUAAAUUGAAAAAAAAAAAUCCCCGACAUGUUUUCGAAACUUUCAAAAUAACCAUGUUUACAUGUGCAAAAUUUUCAUGAUCUGAUCAAAAAUUUCAGGGAUCGGAAAAUCUGAAUCUACUGUUUAAAUAGGUGCAAAAUCAAAUAAUUCAGUCAUGAUGUGCAUAUACAUGCACCAAGCUUUAUUCUGAUUAUUCAGAUUUGAACAUGCGCAGAGUUGUCUAAUUUCGCUAAAACAACUGCAGAAGAAGAGUUGUAUUCACACCUGUGAUGUCAACAAAUCAACAAAGGCGGUAGUGGCUCACUUCAUCUGAUUUAGGGUUUUUCCCUCCACUCAGAAUGGACCUGAGCCAGGUUCUGAGUGGUUAUAUUGCUCCUAGCAUACAUGAUCAUCAGGCCGGCCCAGCUGCACAAACUCAUCCUGCAUUACACGAGGAGACUGUAUCUGGCAAGAAAGUUGUGUCAGACACAGACCAAUUGCUCUUGGAUCCCGCCAUGUUUACGUCUUGUCUCUAAUGGCGGAAAUGCGUCACGUUGACAUAGGGCACACAUGUGCAGUAGGGUUAGUUUUGCCCCAGCAGACAGUCACGAUCAGAAUAAGUGUUUACAGGGACACAUUACGGACUAACAAUCGGCACAAACCACCCUUCUUGAUCGGAAUACAAUUUCUUUCUGAAUGGGCAAAAUUGGAUCAGAAUCUUCUGAUCCAAUUUUGCCCAUGUAAACACAGCUAAUGAGAGGUCAUCACUUCUCAUAUGCAGUUCUUCAUUAAGUUUUUCCCAUGCAGAUACCAACACCAAUAUCAAUGUCAAACUAGCAAGUUUGCUGAAAUAGAAUAUACAUGUUUAUAUGGUUUUUGCCUCACCUGAGCUCACUGACAUUAAAAGCAAGAAUAAUUCUCGUUUAACAUGCCGCAUAGACCACAAUCAUCAGCGCUGCCUUUACCUCUCUUAACAGAUAUGAUCAAUAUCUCUUCCACUACAUGUUUGUUGCCAGAGACUCUCGGGGCUCUGAGGGGCACCUUCAAUCCUAAUGUAAAAGACUUAUGGGAGAAUGAAGUGGUGACUGUGAGAUUAGCCAAUUCAAAGUGUAUGAACUCAACUCAUUUGUACGGGACUAGAGGGUGAUGCCCUCAUGGUGGAGAUACUCUUGCUGUUAACUAUGUGUACGCCAAUGCAUGAUGGCUGCCACACGUCCCCAGCAUUAGUUUGGUGUGUCACCUUUGCAAGUCCCCAGAAAGUUCAUAUGUGCCUACAGUACUUUGCAGAUACAAGAUACAGUAUGCACAUGGCUGGUAGGAGUGGUGUGAAGGCAAACGGGCUGUGACAGUCAACACACCAACAUUGACAGGAAGUUUUAAAUACCAGCUGAUGAACCAAGUCUUCUGUUAGAGACAGUGUGUUAUUGCCACUGUACAGGAGCAAACAUGCUGGUCAAAUUAACAGGAAGCAGAUGAGUUCAGUUUUACAAGUCAGUGUGAAAACUUGCAGCACUAAUUGGAAACAAGUCCAGUGUUACGAUUUGAAGAGUGACCCUCUUUCAGCCAAACAUCUCAGUGGUUGUCGUGGUUACAGCUGAUAAAACACUGAAAGUGUACUUGCAAAGCAUUAAAAUUAUUUUGUUUUAUCAUAGUGUGAAAAUGUAUUCAUCAUAAGGUCUUAGACAAGAAAUCAAAGGUGUUUGCUGGAGAUGCAUUGGACUUUAAUUUUGAAGAUAACAGUGUCACAUUUGAAAAAUUGGUUGGACACCGUACCAAUGGUGUUUUCAGUCUUCUGGUCAUUUAUCUUCAGAGCUGGUGAAUCGUGAGUUUGUCUGUCAGUGUCACUAACCUCUAUGACUUCUGCCCUGUCUGCUGUUUACAUCCCUCAAACCCAGGAGUAAAGCCUUGUGUGGGCCCGUAGAGGUAUCCUCCAGUAGAUCGCAUAGUGCACACUCAUGUGUGUAAAAUUAUAUUCAUGAAGCAGCUGAUGUGUGUACUGGGUAUCAGUGAUGUAUCCGUAAUAGCCAAAACUUCUUUUAUUGCACUAGAAGGAAAAUGGAAUCAGAAGACUUCUCAGGGUUAGGGAAAUAAUCUGAAGAUCUGAGCAACAUCAGUAUUAUUUGUGUGUUUUCUUUUCAGUUUUCAGGGAGCCCUACACUGUGCGGGUGGCGGACCAGCGUUCCAUGCGGGGCAACGUAGCCGUGUUCAAGUGCCUCAUCCCCGCGGCUGUGCAGGAAUAUGUCAGCGUCGUGUCCUGGGAAAGAGAUACUGUGUCCAUCGUCCCAGGUAGGAGGUCAUUCUGGGUUAUUCCAAGAUGGAUUUGGUUAUGUCUUAGGGUUCAGCUUUGUCUUCCCUGUUUGUGCGUUUAUGUGUGUGUGUGAGAGGAUAGCUGAUGCACCGCAGUACUCCAUGUUUGACCGAACUCUUAACUCGUGUCUUCUGUCUGCUCACUGUUCUGGAUCACUGAUCUGGUCCACCUACUCUUCCUCCCUCCUCUCCUCUUACUCUCCUUCUUCUUGUCACAGACCUUUCCCCUCUCCUAUCACUGCUUUUAAAUCUCAUCAUACAUACAUUUUUCUCCCCUAAUGUCAAGUAAUGUGAUUGACAUGGCAUUACGCCUCCACUCCUCCAAGCAGCGUGACUACUCUGCAGUUUCUUCUCAUCAGAUCUAUUUCUGUCCUCUCCCUUGCUUGUCUCAGCACCAUGUCCUUGAAGAACAGGGCCACAAUUAGAGACACAGGAUGUCAAUAGGACUGAGACCCCACAUUCAUCUUCAUUAACCUCAUUUGUGUUUGUGUGUGUGUGCGUGUGUGUGUGUGUGUGUGGGCUAGCGAGACAGAGACCUGCAGUGUGCAGUCUUAAUGUUUGUUGUCACUGUUUCAUUUCACAUUUUGACUAUUUCAUUACAUGGACAUUGCAUACGGUGCAGUGAAUGUUUGACAUGUACGCAGGAUUAUAGGAUGCAAAAUGCUUGCAAUAACAAUGUAAGGAAGAGAGAUGAAGAUACUGUAAAGCAGGAAAAUGAACCAAAAGAGGAGAAGCAAGGAGGGUAGUAGGGCAAGAACGGCCUCAGGUCCUGGCAGAUGGCGUUUUAUAUUAUAUGUAUGCAAAACACAGACAGCGUCUCUCUCUUAGACACACACACUCAAAGGUAGCAGUCAUUUGUUAUUUCAGACAUUUUAGCAAGUUUUUAACUAAUAUUUUAGUUUUCAUAUUCAUGUGUUUAAUUGUUUUUUUUCCAAUUAAUCUGUUACAUUAAGACACUAAAUUUUGUGAGAAUCAGCAAAACAUCUUUUUGUGCAUGCAGUAUUACAGCUCUGAUGUUAUGCAACCAUUUUUUGUUGAUCUGAGUUAUUCUGAGCCACUGUUAAAAAAAUGUUUUGCUUGCUACAAACAAAAUUGCAUUUAAGUGCAGUUCUGGAAGUUAAUAACAGAUUUUCUUCAACACACAACCUUUUAUUUAUUUCAAGUCAGAUGAUUGCUUGGCUGUGCAUUCUGUUUAGUUAAGUUUAGUCUUUAUAUUUUUCUUUGUCGUUUUCAAAUGACAACUUAAAUCUUUUAUUAAUUUCCUAUUUUUAUUCAGUGAUAUCACUGCAAUAAAAACACAGCCGCCUAUGAAUUCUGAACAGAGACUUGGUUUACUACGGUCUACUUUCUCCAUCCUCUAUGUGUGCAUUUGUGCUUUUUAUGUAUGGUGUGUUGCUGUGUAUAUGUGGCUUCUGUGUGUAAUUAGGGGUAUGUAGGUCAGUUGAUGAGCAGUGAGUGUGGGGAUCAGAUGAUGAACAUGACGAGCUGCUCACUGAACUCAUGACAGAAACACAACAAGGACUUGUGUGUUUUGCCUCAACCGUGACCUCAGAAAUACAACCUCAUCAUUCGUACUGACAAUCAAUCAGCACAUAAUGUUGCUUUAAAAUUCUUAAGAGAUAAUAUACAGUGAAUGGGUGGUCAUGCAAAAUAGAAUAGUGACCGAAUGAGCAAAGAGGAGGGGACUUGUCUCACACUGAAGUGCCCAGUAACUGUCUUUACUGCCUUACUGAAAAGACCAGCCUGAAAUGAGAACUGAUGAUUUGUCCACACUGUCACCAGGCACAGGCCAGACUCUUUUAUGUGUCUUGAUUUGAUAUGACAUGUGUGAUUGCUAUUGAGUAAUUACAGUUGUUAUGGGAUUUAACCAAACAGAAUCACUUAUUUAACUCAACUGGGCCAACACGUACAUAGUGGUUCAUACUGUAAGUGUUAUUGGAUGAAUCUAACAAUAUUGAUCUACAUAUAGUGAACACCCAAGCACAAUACUAAUUUCAAAAAGAUAAAAAUAAAGACUGAUUUAAUAGAAUUUGAUGUUUCACAAACCAUUUAAACACAAAUUUCAUUUAAAAUAAUGCAAAGGCUGAAUGUUGAAGCUAAAAUAUUUUUUAUAAAAAAAGUUCUCAUCUUAUAUUUGGUGCCAAUACAUAAAAAAAAAAGGUUAGGACAGGAGCGUGUUCGUCAUUGUGGUGCAUCAGUUCUUCAUUUGUAGAUGUUUGGAUCUGAGGAUACCAUUAUCUGGAGUUUUUGUCCCAGCCUUGCUUGGUUUAGGUUUUUACCUGUUCAACUGUUUGGGGUCUCUUUUGUGGAUAUUUUUUGUGUGUCACAAUGCCCCAGAUGUUCUCAAUACGUGACAAGUCAGGACUGCAGGUAGGCCAGUUUAGCACCUAGACCCCUCCACUGCAGAGCCAUGCUGUUUUUAUAAGUGCAGAAGACAGAUUGAUAUUUUUUUUGCUGAAAAAUAUAAGGUCUUCCCUCAACGAGGUAUCAUCAGGGUGACAACAUGUGUUCGCAUUGCUUUGCAUUAGUUUUGACUUUUACAGGCAUGAUCACUUCUCAUGCCCUGGAUCCUCAUGCAUUUCCAAACCACCUCUCAUUAGUCAUUGAAAUGUGUGUCUAUAACAAGCUUGAUUUCUGGAUCAUGUUUUAUUUGGUUUUCUCUUAGCAUAGUUCAGUUUUGACCUUUUUUUAUGGAUGCAGUGACAAACUAUAUUUAAAAAUAGUGAAUUUUGGAAGUGAUCAUAGCACAUACAGUGAUUUACUUCACAGUCACAUCUGUUUUUUUAUACAGCACUGCCUGAGAGCACCAAGAUCUAGGACAUCCUGCAAUGAUUUUUGACCAUAUCUGUUUUGUACAGAAAUUUCUUAAGAUUCACUUUAUCUUUAUCUCGCUGUUAUAUACGAAAGAUGAAAAAAAUCCUCAAAUCUUUUGCAUUUUGGGAACAUUAUUUUGAAGAUGAUGAACUAUUUUACUCAUGCAGUUUCUCACAAAGUAAAGAACCUCUUCUCACUUUACCAUUAAAUUUACUCUAAAAUGUCCUGUUAUGCCCAGUUAUGUUCCUCACCUGUCGCAAAUUAACCUGAUUAGUUACAAGGUGCUCCUCAAAGUUUUCUAAAUCAACUUUUGACAAAUUGUCUUUGAACUAUUUUUAAAUCAAAUAUUUUUUUUAAAUAAAAAAAUUCUGUACAUUUCUUACAGAAUUUCAGCAUUUUAGGGCUGGUGAAUGACAAAAUAUGCUUUGGAUAUAACAGUUAAUUUGUAAAGUAAUCAGAAGAACAUUUGGUGUCACUCUUAACUUCUCAGGUCAAACUCUCUUUGUCUCCCGCUCAGCCAGCGCUGGACUGUCUAAACAGGUUUAAUGAAGAUGUGAAAAUUAAAAUUGAUUUUGUGACUGAGCGCUCUCUACAUGCGAGGAGUGUGGGCGGCUGCUUGUCUUUGCCUGUCACAACCUCCUGUUCUUUGCUUGAGAUAUGCAGCAGGAGGGUUAGGGGGUUGAUCAUGAGUGAGUAGAUCUAUACGGUUGUGUGUUUUUUACUCUUAAAAAAAAUCAAACAAAACAGUUAAUCUAUCGGUUCUAUUGGUUUCCUCUACCUGCUUGUUGUGCUCUAGUACCAUGAAAAGCAAGGUUUUAUCCCAUAAUGCACCAGGCAGAAUAAGUCACGGACACAUUCUAGCUUUUUUGCAAAUAUUUACAGAUACUUUGAUUAAAUUGUAUGAUUUUUAUUUUGAGAAAUCUCAUGUGCUGAUGAACUCUCACUUUGGGAUGUUUUCUGAUAUUACAUUGAUGAGCAGGGACAUUGUCUGCUUAAACCUUUUGAAAACAACAAGACAAAGCACUCAACCAUCACCUAACUUUCCUUUGAAUUUCAAACUUAGUAAAUUGGUUCGAUGUACAACUGAACCAAAAAGAAAAAUAUAAAAUCAACUCUUUUUAGCUGCAAAAAAGGAAAGAAAAAAAAACUGUGUCUGAAGUGUCUAUCGGAUCUUUGCUUAAACCUGGUCCUUUUCUUUGUGGACUCAUUAGAGGGCUGAUCAGUAGUGUGAUCACAUACCCGUAUGAAGGUUGACUUGAUGACAUAACACAACGCAGCCAUGCCCUCUGAACCCCAACAGGUUCCAUUUUGUCAAACACGCAGGUUCCCCAUCUGGAGCCAUGCGUGUGUGUUUAUUUAUGUGUGUAUGAGCGUGUAUGUGUGUGUCGUGUUGCCUGCCCCACUUUCCUGUCCAGCCAGGACAGUGAGGGGGGUUUAGGAGGGGAGGGGUGCAGGCAGACUGACCUAUUUCCCUCUAACUCCCCCGUCCCGUAAACCCUGUAGUUAAGCUUUGUGUGCAUGUUUUUGUGUAUGUGUAUGUGUGACCCUCAUGAGACAAUGGAGGCCUGCUAGCCUGAGCGGUGAUCUGAAGAAGGAGAGCUGGAGCGCUGACAGAGGGAUGGAGGGUUUGUGGACAGGAAUUAAAAAAAACAACAGUGGGACACAGAGAGGGUUCAGCUUGCAGACUGAGGCCGUCACUCUUACCAGCAGAAAGCUAAUGAGAGGCUCCUAUGAACAGAGACCCAACCAGCAGAUGGCUGCGGCCACAUGGUGGUCCACAGAAGAUGCCCAAGCAUGCUCCAUCUCAUCCACCUGCCACACAGUUUGCAUCAUGUUUGUGUAUUUGCACAGUAAUAGAUGUGGUCACAAAACCAGUGCUGAAAAGCAAGAACAGAGGGGGACUGGUUGAUCUCUAAACUUCCUCUUUCUAUAAGUCAACUCAUAUCAAGUACAGGUAAAGCUUUUCAUACCUAUGAAUAGGGCUGGGCAAUAAAACUAUGAUGAUAUAUAUUGAAAAUUAAUUUCCCUCAAUAUCGUUAUAUAAAACAAGGUCAAUAUGCUUUUCGAUAGUCAGCAUCCUGCCAUAUUUUGGUAGACUAUACAAAUGGCCAAUGAAAAGGGGAGUUGCUCCAGGUCCGCUUCGCGCUGAACCAAUCGUGCUGAUUUGGAACCAAGUAGCAAACAACUGUGUAGAAGAAGGCUGCAGCUACACGCAACAAUAAAACUUUAACACGUGAUGCCGACAGCACUGUCGACAGAUGAUGACAUCAUCGACAACACUGGCAUGAAAAUGUUGGUGGUGUGGAGGUAUUUUGGUUUUUUGAGGUCUGACAUGAAGCAGAGUAAUGUGCACUGCAGAUUAUGCUGAGUACAUGUUCUCGCAAAGUCAAGGAAUACCUCAAAUCUUUUUCACCACCUGAAGAAGUGCCACACAGCAGAGCACGCGCAAUGCAAAAGGCUACAAACCCCGAGCGGAGCAAGGAGCCCAUGGCGCCUGUGCAGCAGAAACAGCUGACCAUUCAGUCCGCUUUCUCUAGUCCAACACUUUACGACAAAAUGUCAAAGAGACACAAAGACCUCAUAGAUGCAGUAGCUUGUUGUACUGCAAAAGACAUGCUAUCAAUAAGCACUGUUAAAUUUCAUUUUUUACAUCUACUGACAUGAAAAAAAUAUAUUGCGAUAAACUUUUCUCCAUAUCCCACAGCCCUACCUAUAAACCAUUGAUUGAGAGUUUAUUUAAACUAACACUGCAUUAAAGAGAGCUGUGAAAGAAAAUGACAAACUACCUCUAAAAACCAAACCGGAAGAGGAUUUAACCCUUUAAUGCGUAAAUGCUGAGUAAACAGUCCUUUGUUGUGAAUUAGACCCUAAUGGGUGUCACUGGGUGGUGAGGUCACUUACAGGCUACAUUACAGAUCAAUCCUCUGCCCCCUGGGGUCCCUGCUGGAAGCCAGGCAGUUCAACAAGGGCACAACAAUACACAAGCACAUACACACACAUGUACAUAUGUGUCACUCACAUUCAGCCAAUAUAGAGGUUAAUUGGGAAAAGAUGGGAAAAUACACUCACAAUGAAAUGGUGGUAUAAGCGUUUUAAAGAAGCUUAGCUAAGCUAAUUAGUUUACAAAGUGACUUAGGUGUGAGAACCUGAGCUUGAACCAUUCCUGAUCUGUCCAUGUAGCUCUAAAAUAAUUCAGAAAUCACUGCAAAUGUUCCCCAAAACCAGCAUCUCUACAUGCAUGUAAACAAUGCUGGUCCAGCGUCUGCGGAGUUUCAGCACAGGCACACCUCUGUUUUCUCUAUGAGGUGCUGAUUUGGUGAUCACCUGACAAACAGCUUAACAGAGCAGAGGUGUUUCAGUUUCUUGCACCAAGAGAGGUGCAACAUCACCCAGCGGCAAGGAGCAAAGAGGAGGACUCUUACAUAACAUCCUGAACUCUUCAUCAGUUAUAACAUUAAGACUCUGUUGAUUAAAUAUGAGUCGUAUAGUUGACAUUUUCUAAAAAUGACAUGAUGAAGGGAAUAUGAAGUCGGCCAUUUGUUUAGGGCUUAACAUAGAAAAUAUACCAAUAUCUGUGUGUGUGUACGGCUCCAACAUGUGCAAACUGUAAGAGUAAAUAUGGUAUACCUUGAUUUUGACAUGGACAUCCUGAAGGUUUCCCUCCCAGCAAUUACACACACACACACACACACACACACACACACACACACACACACACACACACACACACACACACAGGUGCAGGAAGGAGAGAGGUGACAAAAGCAGCAGGACGUCAUGGAGAGCAGCAGUGUGUUAGGACACGAUGUGUGUGUUUGUAAAUCUGUGCUUGUGCACUUGAAACAGGAAUAUAUUAAUGGAUACACUUGUCUGGGGCACCACAGACUCAUGUAAACUCCAGCCCAAGACACACACAUACACGCACUCGGACAAAGUACAAAUGCAUAAGCUUGCUCUUGACACACUCACACACACAAAAGAACACAAUAAAGCCAUUUUCAGAUUUUGCAUGAAGCUGCCUGAUGUGGAGCUCUCUCAUUAAACAUUAACUCAGAUACAUUAAGGUUCCACUCUGCUCCGCUGUGUGACGGCUGUCCUGUUGUUUUGUUUCAGCUGCAGCCCCAGUGUAGCAGGACGUGUGUGACAGAGGAGGACAGGGAGCACGUGGCGUCCCCAGGGCUCAUUGAACACAAGCCCAUCGACUCUCGCCCUCUGUCACUCCCCCCCACAUGUCUCACACUAUCACCCCCUCACCUCUUCCCCCUCCUCUGCUCCUGCCUCUGUCCCACAUGGCACGGGACGGGCUGUGGGGGUUAGCAGAGGACAUUACAGACUAAGUCAUGCAGCUGAAGGUACAACAUACAUGCUAACAUAUGGCUGUAGCAGCAGAAUUCAACAAUAGGAAUCGCAUGCAAAGUUAACCACAGAAGAUUUGACAAAAAACAGAUUAAAAAAUGACUUUAAACUUCUUAAACUGAGUUUCCAUGCAGCUUAAGUUAUCAGAAACUUUUCCAUCUUUUUCAUUAUUAUUUUUUUUACUUUCUGUGUGUAUUUUUGCCCCUUAUAUUUGCCCCACUCUGCUGAGAGUGGGGCAGGAGCAGAUGGGGUGCUGGCAGCCAUCUUUUACUCAGUUAGGUUGAGUGGGCACGUGGGUGGGUGUGUAAAUUAGCACAAACAAGUGUGUGUGUGUGUGUGUGUGUGUGUGUGUGUGUGUGUGUGUGUGUGUGUGUGUGUGUGUGUGUGUGUGUGUGAAAGGGGCACAAUAGGCAUAAUUAUCUCUGCUUGAGAGGCCCGGUUAGGGGGGGUGGCUGGCGUGGAGAGGCGGAGUUCAACAAUGGCUCGACCACGGGCUUUGUGUGUACAGAGCAGAGGGCUGACAAGUGUCGCCUAUUAUUGACUAUUUACACACUACUACACAUGCCUGCUCACGUGCACUUAACACAGGAACGUACACACUCUCUCUACACGCACACACACGCACGCACGCUGCUGUGACGGCUCUCCUCCACUGCCUUUUAUCUUUUUGUGAUGCCAUCAAACACACUACACUGACACACUCAUCCGCACACUCCCUCACACACACAUAGAUGCAGCGUGAGCAUGUUUGCCGUGCAUCAGUGUAUCAGUGUCAAUCAGUCUAAGAGGGAGUGAUGGGAAAGCCCCUGCAAACACAUCACUCUGACACAAAUCUGGCCACUCUCUUGCCCUUCAAGCUCGGCUGUGUCAGGAUACAACAUCUCAGACAGAGUUGAAGAAGUCUCUUCUUAUAACGCGGCUUAAAAAAUAACUUUACUUCAUUAAAUGAUAAAAAGACUCUCCCAGCUUUCCCACUUUUGUCAUCAUUUGUAUCUAGAUUAAAAUGCGCUCCUUAAAGUUAUUAUUGGAUUAACAAAAAUUUUGCAGCCAAAACCUGGUUAUAACCAACAGUUAGAGUUCAACAGUGUUUGACAUUUUGAACAAUGUAACUGAUGGUGGGAGAACAUACAGUAAAAAUAAUAUAUAUUGUUUUCAUGGUUGUGGUGUAAUCUAAUGAUAUGAUUUAUAGAGCUAUCAUAAUGGCAUAAUGAAUGCUGAUGCCACAAAGUCUGUCACAAUACACAGAUGAUUUUAUUCAUGGUUGCAUGCAGGCUCAUGCAAUGAUUAUUGAAGACAAUAUCUGUGCUCCAUCUUUAUAAAUAAUCACGAUUCAUCAUCAGUUGAAGCAUGUCAACAACAGCAAAAAAACCUUUUGCUGGAUUCAUAGAUUUAUUGGUUGGUGUCUUAUGAUGCUUCAGAUCAGUGUUUUUUUCUCUGUGGUUGAAUCUGUAUGUCGACAAAUACCAUUGUUUUGUUACACCUGUGGUCAAAGUGACGCUGAUGAAAAUGCUUUAUAUGUAUAUUCUACAGCCGGACCAUAUCGUCAUUAUCAAAACACCAUUGUUUUUUCUUACUAACCUAUCACCUUCAGUUUUAAUUGCAGAUAAUAAUAAUAAUAAAAAAAUAAAAUAAAAACAGUAACAUUUCCCGCACAUUCAAUUUAGUGCUGUAGCUUACAGCAAGUUACCUUUAACUGUUAAACUACAACUACAAGGGAACAAUAGACGCGACAUGAUACGAUACAAUAUGAUAUGAUACGAGACAGCGUAACAUAUACAAUAUAAAACAAUACAAUAUGGUAUGAUUCAAUAUGAUACGAGACAUGACAUGAUACGGUAUGAUGCUAUAUCGUAUAUGAUACAGUAUGACACGUGACGACAAAAACACGAUAAAACGAUAGGACACGAUAUGAUACAGUAUGAUACGAUACGACACGUCAUGAGAUGAUACGAUACAAUAUGAUAUGAUAUGAUAAACUAUGAUAUAAGGCAGCAUAUAGAAUACGAAACGAUACACUAUGGUAUGGUACGAGACAAGACGACAUGACAUGAUAUGGUAUGACGCGAUACAAUAUAUAAUACAAUAGGACACGUGACGACACAACAUGACAAAACGAUACGACACGAUAUGAUACAGUAUGAAACGAGGCAACAUGGCACAACUUGACACGAUUCGAUACGUAUGAUACAGAGAGACAAGACGAGACAAUAUAAUCGAUGCAAUACAAUACAUAAUGACGGUAGGAUACAAAACAAUAUGAGUAUGUAUUUUUGCAUCAUGUCCCAGGCUCCUGCUCCUACUAAUGAAAAAGAUUUUCAUCUCAAAUAUAUUUUACAAAACCAGAAUCAUCCAAUAAUUUCCAUUAGCCGGCUCUGUAAAGAAUAAGGUGUUAAUCUGCUCUUGUAACGGCAUCCAGAGUGGAUCAGAGAAAAGCGAAAGCAGGAAGGCUUGUGUCAAGGCUUAGAGUUAAAGAGUUGGAGGGUUUAUGUGGCCUGGAUUGGGUUAAGAAAUAGGAUUUGAGUAAAGAGACUUUACCCCUUUCCUCUUGCUUUCUUCGACUCUUUUGUUUAGGCUAGCAAAGAAGGAUUAGUGCAUGAGAUUACAGCAGGCUUUACUGAGAAAUAGUGUUUAAGGAAAUGCUUAUUUACUGCAGCUUGUACUGAUGGCAAGAAGUUCACUCCUGGAUUUUCCCUGUUUUUCUAUCACUGUGGACAACAGUGGUAUUUUCUCUAAUCCUGUCCUUAAAUGUCUCUACAAUAUUGCUGUCAGUUUCCAUCAGAUUUCAUGGGAUUUAUACAAACUGCCAACAAUGAAAAAGUCUUUGAACUUUAAGUAUAAGCUUCAAAGAUACAGUAUGAUGGUAAUAAGAACAGAAACAGAGAGCUGUUGUCGAUUAAGCCCUGAAUAGAUUUUGUUUGGCAAAGAGUGAUGGGUUUUGGUGUGUCUAUGAGCAUAUGCAUCGUGAGAAGACAUGAUCGGGGAUCAAAUGGGAUCCCUGGUGGUCAUCCAAGUGCCAUGUUCCUACAUGACCUCUCAAUCAGACCUAUUGAUCCGCCGCACUAUUAGCUGUCCAAACACACAUUAAGGCCAGAUCAACAUGGCAGGCUGAGAUUGACUGCAGCAGGCGGGAAGGUGAGGGGAGGUGAACACAUCAGAAAGCUGCUCUGAGGUUAAUGUGAUGGAAAAUUCUGAGAGAAAGGAAGGUUGUGCUGUCAUUUGUGGAUUAGUAUGUACAUAGUAAAUGUCAUGUGUAAGCAAGUCAAUAAUUCAGUGUGGUUAUAGCAUGUUUGCUCUCUCUGUUUACCUCUACUAUAAAAAUCUGUUGAGACUCUUGUCAACAUUUUAGCUAUGACACACAACAAAGGACGAUACAAACCAAGUAGUGUUAUGGAAGACUAAAGAUAAUGGAAAAUAAAGGGUAAUUUCACCCCAAAGUGUGAGAUUAUUACUGUAGUUGCACCAAUUGAAUUGUUACAUUGCAACCAGUCGCAACAGAUUGCUGUCCACCAAAAAGUCUGGUCCAGUUUCAAGUUUCUAUUUGCUUUUGGGUUUAACGUAAAACUGGCUAUGACAGAUCAUGAAUUGGUAGCCAGGUAGUAAACAAAACCUAGAAAGAAGAAGGAACAUACAAAAAGGCAAAGCUGUUGUAUCGUUUGUACAAAAGGUACAGAUGUACAAGAUGUCAGCGGUUUCAUCAUUUGACACACAACCUGUUAGCCCCUUACUAUUUGACACAUUUGGAAACUGUUGUGACCUAUAGGUCAAGAUGGCCCAAUUUUCAUUCCUUUAUUUUCUACCUGUACAAGAUCAUCAGUGUUAGCGAUUAAACAAUCUCUCAUCUCUGCUCUUGGGUCUGAUAACCUAAAGCACAUGCUGCCCAUCCCCCAUCCUAAUGCAUUGAUUAAGGAGUGAGGUCUCAUGUAAAAUAUGAACUUGUCCACAGUUUUUAAAAGUUAUGUGCCGUUACUGUGGAUGUCGUUUUGCAUUGUAGUAGUAUUGAAUCAGCUACGCCAUAUCAAGAACUUGAAGCAAACAACACUCUUAUUUUUUGUCCUGCACAUGAAUACACUCAAUGACAGUCCUUCCCAUGGACCAUAGAAAUAAUUGGCUGUAUAUGCAGAAGAUCGCAUAAUCUGACACACACACACCCUCAAAAUUUAAAAAUAACUAAAUAGAAGUGGUAACCCUUCUUGUUGAUGUUGUUGUUUCCUUUCUUCAGUGAUAAAAACACAUCAAUAUUGAGAAAUGUCAGUCAGUUUUAUAACCAGCAGAAAACUCCCUACAUGAGCUUUAAUUCACUGUCUUUAAGAGUGCUAUUAGGGGGUUUAGCUGUUCUGCUUGACUUGUGAACAUGCAUAUGUGCAGAAGCAGUUAAGUUGUCUCCCUCUCUCUCUCUGUCUCUCUCUAUCUCACUUUGUCUCUCGAUGCUGGGCAGUGACACUCCUCUGCCACCAGCGCUCUAAUAGGGAGGGACCGGGCAGCUCACUCAGUGCCGCUAAUGCAGCUCACUGCCCGGGGCCAUGGGCUAAGCUGGAGUACACCACAACACACACGCUCACAUACAACGUGCACACACACACACACACACACAUAUGAUAGUAGACACACACACUAUACAUCCAGCUCUGUCUCUAACCUUCUGCACAAUCAAAAACAACCUGAAGAGGUGGCUGGAUGUUUACUCCCUCUGAGUGAAAGGACAGAGUUUCUUCAGUGUCUUGGCUUCAUAGUGUCCAUGCAAUCAUCAGUUCAGGAAGAGUUCAGUGGGGGUGGGUGUUUGGACCAAGGUAGCACAGCUCUGUAUGGUACCGAGCUUUGGGACUUGUGUGUAUAUGUAUGUAUAUGUGUGUUGGAGUGUGUGUGUGUAUGUGGUUUCUCUCUCCCGGGACUCUCAUUAUCACUGCUGUCCCAGAUGUCACCAAGCACAUGAAACACACGUCAUGAAUAAUGGAGUCCUAUUUCUACAUCUCUCCCUAUUUCUCUCUCCUAUCCUCCCAGCCUCUUCCCCUCCAUCCCUCGUUCCCUCUGAUGCCUCUACUGAUGCUUAAUCUCCUGCGCGCUGCCUCGUUCUGAGACGGUCCAUUUAGCUUUACGCAGCAUCGUCGGUCUGUCUGGUUAGGGUGGGUUUAUGGGGGGGAACAUGGCGUCUCUGCGCACUGUGUUGAGUUAUAUCUACGCAGAUGACUACGUCUUUUUUGCAUAAGAUCCAUUUUAUUGCUGUGCCCUGACUGCCCAUUCAGCCUCUCAAUACACCCCCCACCACCACUCCACACUGCCCCCUCCCCCCAGUGUUUACUGUUUAAAGUCACACAGGGCAAAUUGGGACAGAGCAGUCAAGUGAAGCAGAAGAGACGUGGAAACUGGACCCUGCUCUGUCUGUCUGUUCUGUCUCAUCCCUCCUAACCCGAAUCCCCACCUUUGUUUGUUUGUUCCUCACCUUAACACGCCUCUCAACUUUUCCAGCAUCCUCUGAGCUCACGUUCGAGUUGAUGUACUACACAAGGGUCAGGGCAGGAAGGAAACAUGAUUGAAGGAUGAAGUAAGCAGUCAGAAUUGGUUAGGAGAGAGCGCAGCAGUUAGGAUUAGACAGCCAAGCGUGGCUUUUUAAUGAAAACAUGACAGAGCUGCAGAUCCUCCAACGUCUUGCGUCCCGUCCCCCUUUUUCUUGCAGAAAAAAAAAUGAGCAAGAAGGGGGAAAGAAAGAGAAUCGAAAGCUGAAAUUCAGAUAUUGCUCGUGCGACAUUUGCCUUAACUGGCAGCGUGACUGUUGCUCUGUCUGAACAGUUUGCUCGUGUUAACAAAGUCUCUUUUAUGGAGGAGAUGCAGCGGGGCGGGCCUGCGUCGCACAAUUAGUUGUUGCACAUGAGUUGUGCCAAUAAAACCUGCUUUGAAUGUGAAUUGAAAGGAGUUAAGAGGGUGCCAUUCAUGGAUGUUAAGUAAGAGUGCAGGGGAAUAAAAGCCAGGAAAGUGUAUAUAUUUAAUUGGCUGACACCUGCUUCUACUUGGGCUUUUAAUGUACACAGCAGAGAGAGAGGAGAGGGAGGAGAGAGGGCGCUCGCUUUGAAUGCAGAUGCAACACCCCCUUUUUGUGCAUAAAGGAGGGGAGAACACAGACAUCCACUGUUAUAUCCUCCACUUUUCACCCUCCAUCUCUUCCUCAACCAUUGUUUUCCUUCUCUAUUUCCUCUCAUUCCUCCUAAAAUCUACUCUUUCUGUCCCACAGUGCUGCUGAUUUUCUACUUUGACAAAUUCUUCUGCUGCAGAACUGGACAUCUGCCACUCACCAACUCCUCUGCGCUAAUUUUAUUAUGUAGUUUAUUACUUUUUAUUCCGGCAGGGAAAUAUUUUUGGCCUAUUUUAAGCCCCAGUUGGUGUUUUUUUUGUGUGAGUGUUUAUGUGUGUGAGUGUGUGUGCCUGGCAUGUCUGCAUUUGUGAGCACCAAGCAUAUUCCAGCACUGCAGAGAAUAUCUCCGGAAUAUGCUGCUUUUUUUUUUCUUUCUUCUUCUUUCUGUGACAGCCACAAGUCUUUGAUCCGCUCCCUCCUCCCUAUCCUCCUCCUCCUCUUCCUCUCUCUCUCUCUCUCUCUUCUCACCUUCUUUCAAAUUCUUUCCUGCAACUUGUCGUUGAGAACUGGGUAUGAGGCAAAGAAACAGAAUACCAUUUUUAUCAUUGUUAAAUUCAACCACUUUUUACACCCCAUCAUGAUCGACAAAUUAAAAACUUACUAAACUUGGAUAUCCAUUUUUAUCUGUUUAGCUGUUUAGUUACAAAAUCUUUGUCAUUCGGCUUACAAACAAGUAACUGCGGCAAAUCUAUAGAUAGGAUACCCGGGGCUAUAAGAGGUUCUGUGGUUCAAUGAGCAAAGAUGCGUGAAUACUAGUGUUCUACACUUACUUCUAUAGAACUUCUGACUUCUAACUGGAAUCAACAGUGUGUACACAAAAAUCACAGCUCUGAUUCUUUAAUGGUCAAGUGUUUUAUUCCUACAAACUGAAGCACACCUGUGCCAGCAGUCAUAUCUUCUUCAUAUUACGGUCUUUACUCAGCAACUGGGCCAUCAAACUAAGAAUACUCACUGGACUAACCUCAGAAGUCACAAUUGAGCUGUAGCAACAUACCAGUAUUGAUGGAAACAGUCUUUGUUGAGACAUCACAAUAUUGAUAUCGUGCUAAAAUUAAGCACCCCCUGAGCAUCUUUUGGUCUAAAGAGGUCUAAUAGAUGUCUAAAUGUAGCCUGGAUGCAGGUCUAAAAUCAGGCUACCACAUGUCUAAAAAUGAAAGAUUUUUAGACGUCUAAAUUUAGACCAAGUCUAAAUCUGGGCUAUAUUUAUACUACACUGUAUAGUGCUCAACGGCUAUCAUCAUUAUUUUUAUAAAGUACUUGGAGAUCAGUUAUGCAACUCACAGUUGCUUUUUGAAGUAAAUAGUUAUCAAAUAAUGGGUUAAAGUGCAACGUCUGAAUUCUGUCUAAAAAUAUAAAGAAUCUAGACAGUUUAAAUUAGGUUUAAAAAAAAAACUAGACAUCUAAGAGCGAUCUUUUCUCAGCGGGCAGGUUACACUGGUUACUCUGGUCCCCACAGGUCAUGAACUGGCUUGAAGCAGCUCUAGGCUGAAAAACUAAUAAUUAAAGUGACAGGAAAUUUAAUUGAACAUUUAUAUUUUUAGACUGCUGUUUUAAUCUGUUUUUAUUCAUUUCCACAACUUGAGAUUUACUGUGAGUAGCUUCUACUUUAAAAUGAAAGUAUAGGCCGCAAUAAUUGUAAGGUGAAAAUGUGAUAUCGUGACAGCCUGAGUCUGUGGUAAAGCUUAUGUCAACGUCAAUGUUGUCGAUCAGAUUGUGAAUUUGUGUAGAGAUCAGCCAGAGAUCAAAAUCCUCACAGAGGCAGAGAAGUCUAUGUCUAUAUUUCUAUAACUAGAAAUAUAAAGAUAUGGUGUGUAUUGUCUCACACUAAGUGUUGUGUGGACACAGGUCAUUAAACCUCAAAAAAGGACAAUAGUGCAGCCUUAAAGGAGACAAUUGAAGAGUUUUUUAGUCAAUUUCCCUGUUUGACAUUAAACCACAUAGCUCAAAACUCUGCUCUGUGGAGAUUUAUCAGAGGGUUUCUAUAUUGCUGCUGCUUUGUGUAGGAGUGAAACCUCUGACCCCUGCUGCUUUGCCACAUUUUCUACUUGUACUGCCUUACACUCCUCAUAAUGAGCAGGGAAAACAUACUAACCUUGAUUUAACAGUGAGGGCCCUUCAAGGCACGGAACUACUGCUUUUGACCAUCAGCUGUGUUGAGUAAGAUGGAGACCCCAGGGAUCAGACAAGAGUGAUCUGCGAAGAGAGAAACAGGGAUCUGAGUUCGAUAGCUCAUUAGCCUUUUCCAGACCGAUUAGAUAAGGGGUCUAUACAGGGAACUCCCAAAGGACAAGCAGUGAUUUCACAGAAAGUGGUGGUCAUAUAGUCAGUUUAGAUGUUUUUUUAAAAUAUCAAGGUUUUAUUUUGCCUAUUACACAGAAAAAGUUGUAUUUCAGGAAUGUUCGUGUCAUGAAAUAAUUCCUAAACAGGAUGAAAAAUGUUGCCUCCUUAAAUAGCCAACUCUACACUGAGUGGAAAUUUGCCCUUUUAAAGCAUAUAGGUCAGUUUGGUUUCAGCUAAAUUGGUUUCCUGUUGAUGGUGGAAGAGCCCGGCUGGGUUUCAAAACUGUAUAAAUAACUGCCAAUGAACAGGCCUCGAGUAUUUUUAGAAAUGCCUUUUUUCUUUGAGCGAGGGACACUCACAACAAGCGACACACACUUCUUGUCUUGGCGGUUCAGAAAAUUUAAAAGUCAUAAAAAAAUCUGUCUCAUUUUGUGGUUAAGAAGGGGACUGACCCAAGAUUGAGACACAGGAUGAGGGAAAACCAAAAGAAAGUGUGCUCUGUUAGAGGUUUCUCUAAAAUAUUUGUGAUUGGAUGCAAAACCCAUGUGUAUCUCAGAAGCUAUUUUUAGCUUCUUUACACUGAUGCUAUUUUUUGCCCGUUCCUCUCGCUGACCUCUCCCACCGACCCACCAUUCUGAUUUUUUUGCAGUGGCACAUCACAGAGGGUUCCACUGUUCCGUCCUCGAUGAUUGUAAACAUGUGCUGCUUUAAUUAUUGCUGAAAGUACGCCUAAAUCAGUGCAGGAUGGCAGCGAGAAGACCCUAGCAACAGGGAGAGGAUGAGGAAAGCGUGAGAGAGGGGAGGGGAGGGGGAAAGAUGCAGAACAUCAAUAAAUAAUGGCCCCACUGAGGAGGUGGAAAUAUGGGCCUCGUUAUCUUUGCGCCGACGCCUUCAUUUGCAUGUGAGAAAAUGAGGCUGCUACCAACUUGCACGCGCACACACACACACACACACACAUACACACUGGAUCUUGGACCCAAAUGAGCUAUAGUAUGUAUCCUAUUUAUAGACUCUGUCAUGCUUUUAGUUUUUCCUAUUCUCUCUUGCACAUUUAUACACGUGUUAUUUUCCUUUUUCUUUCCACCUUUUUGAACAGUCAUGGCAGCAGGUCAAACCUGAGAGGCCCUGAUGGACCCAAAAAUGAAAAGCAAACUCAAACCUUUAUUAUAUGAGAGAGGUUUGCUGAGGACAUACAGCACAGUUCAUUGAAGUAAUGGCCUUUUAUUAAAUUACAUACAUGCAGAGAAAAGUAUACUGGAUUUUAAAUGCCUUCUAUCCAUUUCCUUUAUUCUUUCAGCUGGUCUGUGCAUUUAAAUCAACCUCAGAUGAAUGUGUGUUACCUAAAGCUACAUGAAGGAUUAAAUGGUCUAUGCUGUAUUAUUGUGCAUGCAGGAACAUAAACGCUGUAAAAGAAAUAAGCUGGGGGAAUAAAUAACAGUGGAACAGGAAGAGUGAAGAUGACUGAAUUAUGUUUAUGUAAUAGAAACUAAAUUAUUUAAUGUUUUAAUAAUAAUAAGUAUAAUAAAGGUAUCGAUUUCCUACAAUUUUCUUCUAUAAAAAAUGUACAUUUUCCUGAUCCAGUCUUCACUAGAAAGGGUAAUUGUAGUUCCCCUCAGGACUCCAUCUGCAUCAGGGAUACAUGAACAGUUCUGCACAAUCUUUCCAUGAAUGGGUCUCAUUGAGACUCUGACCAAACUCAUAGAAAACCCAACAAUGUUGGCAUCCUCUAGGCAACGCGGCUGCUUUCAAAAAGCUUCUUUCUGGGUGAAAGAACUCUGUAAAGAAGCAUUUAUAGUUGAUGAAGAACACUUAAACCUCUAAAUGGCUUUUUGCGAGAACUGAGUGCUGCUAUUUUUACUUCUUGCUCCUUUUGGUUUCUUGGUUCAUGGUGUUUCACAGAACCAGAAGAGGUUUUAGGGUUUUUUCUGUGUACAGUAUGCGUGAUGGCACAGCUGAUCAGUGAUAAGUCCAUUCCCAAUUACAGAGUUUCUCCUGAAAUAAGUGAGAGCAUGACCGUAAACACACUGAACGAAAAAACCUGCAUGUUACAGAUGUGAUUUUUUUGUAAAAGAAGAGGAAAAACUACAGUCCUUUGAGUUAAAAUAUUUUGUUAUUGGCAUAAAAAUAUCAUGAGCUUGUAGAGAUCGUUACAGUAUCGUAAUGGAAAAAAAUUAUGCAACACUGAACAAUCAACAACAGCCCUUUUUUCGGCUCGGAUUUCCUGCAUGCAUGUGUGCAUGUUGUGCUGCAGCUGUGCAUGUCCAUGUCUCGGUGUGUCUGUGUGUGAAAGGCACAUCGGCUCUGUUUCUCGUUAUCAAGUCAAGUCAGCAUGAAUAAAAGCCGAGGGAGCGCAGUGAUUUAGUAAUUAAUAUUUUACUCUGUCUGCCACUCUGCUUAGAGACUGAGAACGAGCCGCUCAGAAACACACACAGAGUGAGAGAGGGAGAUGAUAAGAGGGUUCACACAAAGAGAUAAAGACAGUCAUCUGUAGAUCCACUGAUUUUAUGUACAAGACACUCAGUGAACAAGGACAGAUAGUGAGGGAAAUAAUGUGGCGGCGUUGUGUAAUCAGUGUUGUUCCAGAGGCAUCGCUGCAGAAGGGAUGAAUUCCGUCCCCUGCUGCAGAACGAAAGUGUGGCUUUGACAGAUCCAGCUGACUCUCUGCCGCUCUCUCUUUCUCUUGCUCGCGCUCUCCCCCCUGCCUAUGUCAGAGUGUUGUGACAGGCGAGUUGUUGGUGUUGUGGGAGUAGCAGCCUUAAAGUGCUCAUUAUCCUGUAAGGCUUCAUUCUGGGGGGCAAACAAAGGCUGCUGUGAAAUUGCAGCCUGUGCCUCCUCUCGGGUCAUGCAGUAUAUUCCAAGCAAACACAUGCACAGACCAUAACUGCUACCUUUACUGUUCCUGCUCACGACCCUGACAAACAGAGAUUAUGGAUAAAAUGUUGAUGCUGAUAAACACACAGGUGUACCUGAAUGCAGCUAAUUCCACUGCUGACCUGCAGUUUAGAUAUAUGACAGACAUAAGUGAUAGCUGCUGUUUACAAACUGUAACUGACCUCAGUGUAUGACCCCGACUGUUUUGUAUUGUGUCUCAUAUGCAACAGUUUGUGUGACAGAUGCUGUUGCAUAUUUUUUGGGGCCUAAUAAAUAUGGCUGAAUGUCACGUAUUAGUUGAGACAUUGUAGGUUGAGGCCUUGCAGGGUAAAUACCUAGACUUCUGUCUCUAUCUGCUGAAAAUCUGUUGAAGUAUUUAAACUUUUACCAACAGUUUUUUUAAGGCACAAAAAAUGUGGAUCAGGUGCAAAAGGCUCUAAAAGAGAGCAUGGGGCGUUUAUCUCAUCGAGGAACACUUCAUCUUUACCUUAAGUUUCUGUUAAAACACUCUAGAAGAAGAACUUGUAGAUGGUGUCGUGAUGGUGGUGUGUAUGAGUUAUACUUUGUGUGUGUUUAAGGGGAAUAAGUCUGUCUCUGCUCUGUCUUUGGGUGGUGAAAGUGACCGCUGUGUGUCCUCAAGGCCUUGAAAGAGUGCCAGGUUUAGGGAAAAAAAACUUCAACAGGCAGGUAGUGCCAACUGUUCAGGCAGCUGUUUGGUCUCAGCACAACACAUUUUUACAAUAAGCACAAUGGGUUUGUACCCUAAUGAUCAUAUUCUUGCAGAUUUUUAACUGUCUUUUAUUCUGUCAGCAGUUUUCUUCUCAGGAAAUUAUAAUAAGUCUUUAUCGUAUGUGUUCCCCACAGGUAACAGGUUCUCCCUGACCUCCUUCGGGGCUCUUUACAUCUCUGAUGUUCAGAAGGAGGAUGCCCUCUCUACAUACCGGUGCAUCACCAAACACAAGUACAGCGGCGAGACGCGGCAAAGCAAUGGAGCCAGGCUCUCUGUAAUGGGUGAGAAGUUUGUUUUUUAUUUUUAGCACAUUACCCUGAUAUUUCUCAUUGCUCAGACCCCCAAAAAACUCUGUUUCUGCCCUUCAGACCCCAACGAGUCCUCGCCCACCAUCCUGGACAGCUUCCAAGCAGGGGAGGUGUAUGCAGGCCAGAGCAUUGAGCUUCCGUGCAUCGCAGGAGGUUACCCCAGCCCCACCGUGCGUUGGCUUAAAGACGGUCGCCCUCUACCCUCAGAUGCCCGCUGGACACGGCGUUUGACGGGGCUGACCAUCAGCGACCUGAGGCAGGAAGACAGUGGCAGCUACGCGUGCGAGGUCACCAACAGUUUUGGCUCAAAGGAGGUGUCUGGACAGCUCCACGUUAUAGGUUUGUGUGAGCACAAAUACACACACUCAUACACACACAACCUGACAGACUCCCACGCUGUCUUCUCAGUGAAUCAGCCUGGCAGUCAGACACAUUCAGCGGCUCCUCUGCUUUUUGGUUUGAGGCACACAUAUAAGUCGCACCUCGAGUGUGUCUGUAACAAACAUAUGUGCGAGCUGUGCAGUAUGAUGCCCCGUCAUAUCAGGUCUCAAGCAGAGAGACAGGGCAAUAAUUCACUGAGACUAGAUCCGUAACACAGCUGCCAGCAGCAUUCACCAUCACAGAGCAGGAGGGUGAGGAAGACGGAGAUAAAGACGAGGGGUCACAGAGGGGACGAUCAGACAUCCAGACAGUGCUGGAAUGACAUUAUCUGCUGUGUACUAACAAGAUAAUAAAAGAGGCGGAGAUAAAUGUACAUUGUGCAAGGUAUACAAAGAAACAAAGAGCGGGAGGAGGCGAGACAGAGGGAGAGAAUAGUGAGGCGGUGGGCUUUGCCAGUGGGCACAUCAUGGCAGCACACUCUGCUACUCUGACAGGGUAAAGGGGGGGAUGGGAGGCACAGAGAUGCCCCCCAGCACACACCACCAGCUGCCUUAUUGCUCACUGACAUUUGCACACACACAUAUGUACAUACACACUCGCUCUGGCACACACACACAAACACACUCACACACACAAGUGGACAGAGAUGUGAAGAGAUAUCUCCAGCUGCUUUUUUAAUGAGUGCGUCCAACUGAUUGAGUCACCACCGUUGAUUGUGCUCCCUCUCUCCCUCUCUCUCUGGCUCGUUGAAUGUAAGUGCAGACUGUAUGCAUGAACCCGUGUGUCUCAUUUUAAAUUCAGCUGGAUGAUUUUAGAGCUUUUUAGGAGGUUAAAAUUUUUACUACUUGAUUAAUGAAGAUACUACGAAAUUGGAUUCUAUUCAUAUUUUUAUAUGUUAUAUUACUAUAAAAGAACCAAAAGAUAAGCCUAACCAGACAGUUAUCCUGCCACUGUCAGACAGAAACCUCUAUCACCAUAUUUCAUUAUUCCAAUUUUGUACAUAAAUCAGUGUUUUCAGCCUCCUUUUACAUCUGCUGAUGGUGUUUUACAAACUUCAACUGAUGAAAAAUGUUUAAAACAGGGAUGAGUUUCUAUUUCCCUGAAAGUAGAUAUGAGCAAUAAUCAUGAAAUAUUGUGUGCAAACCCCCCCAAAAAACUUCCAUUACAAAUAUGAUUUCCCAGACGAGCACUGUUGGAUUGUGAUCCCUAAGUUAUCAACCAGCAAUAAAUUAACAAAUAGUAGUUCAUGAGCAAUUGAUAAAUAUGUCAAAUGUGUGUAAAUGUGGUUUAACAACAGCAACAUUGCAUAUGUUUUCAAAAUACAAGUUUUGCAAAUCAAACCAUAAAAUAUUUAAUUCUACAAAAUGCUACAGUACUUGACCAAAUAAUGGAAAAUAAGAUACAAAUGCAUCUGGUUUCUAACAGACAACGUAUUUUCAUCUUUCAGAUCCGCUUCGUGUGACCCUGUCCCCCAAGAAUCUAAAAACUGGUAUCAGCAGCACCCUGUUUUUCACCUGCACUGUCGAAGGCUCUCCAGAAUACACCAUCAGCUGGUACAGCAACACUGAGCCCAUUGUACCUGACCAGCACAUCUCCAUCCAGGGUCAACACAACGACACCCUGCAGAUCACUGCAGCACAGAAGUUCCACUCUGGGGCAUACCAGUGCUUUGCCUCCCGAAAGGGCUACACUGCUCAGGACUUUUCCAUUAUUCUGCUAGAGGGUAUGUUGAUGGACUGACCGGGAAGUAAACACUGAAUGCUGUUUAACAAGAGAAUCAGGGUUUUAUAACGGCAAUGUAACAUCAAAAAUGACAGGAAACCAGAAUCAGCUGUUUGUUGCUCUGUUUGUAUCUAAGUUUCUUGCUAUCUUCUGCGCUCCCUCUUAGAUGGUACUCCUCGAAUCGUGUCUUCCUUCAGCGAGCGUGUGGUGAACCCUGGAGAGCCUUUCUCGCUCAUGUGUGCUGCCAAAGGAGCUCCGCCCCCUUCCAUCACCUGGACGCUGGACGACGAGCCCGUGGUGCGAGACUCCACCUACAAGACCAGCCAGUACACCCUGUCGGACGGCCUGACCGUGUCACACGUCAACGUCAGCAGCCCGCUUAUUCGAGAUGGGGGAGUGUACCGUUGCGUCGCACGCAACUCGGCCGGUAGCGCCGAGUACCAAGCGCGCAUAAACGUAAGAGGUGCCUGUCUGCUUUUCAAUAUAAAUGCACUCUACACCUGACUCCAUAUAAACACACACACACACAGGAGAUAGCAAGAGGAGAUUACUUUGCACUUCACAUAGUCAAGUCUGUCUGUCUGUCUGUUUAUCUGUCUAUCUAUCUAACUGUCUAUAAUCAGAGAGAGACUAAACUAAUCAAAUCUAAGCUAUGCAAAUUAUUUUAUGUGGUGUUAUGAAAAAAAUUCUGAAAAAUGUCAUCCUGCCUUUUUUUUUUAUAAGCCAAUCAAUAUGAUAAUUUGUUAGGGUAUAUAAAACAAGGUCACCUCACCCGAUGCCUAUCUCCAGUUUCAGGCAUUGAAAAUGACAAACUCUACAUUGUGGAUCUCGUUGCCGGUCUUGUUUGUUUUUGUAGGUGAUAACGAAACAUCAUUAAUUUCAGUGUGUUUCACAUGCAGCUAAAAAUUCCUCACUGGGGCCUUUAAGAAAAUAAAGAAGUCAAAAUCUGAACCUACAUCAAUAAAAGGGGUUUAAAUGUUUAAGCGUGUGAUUUAGCACACAAUAUGGCAAUAACUCUGCCACGAAAUUUUAAGACAUUUUAAAGCAGUUAUUGCUAUAUGGCUAAUCUAACUAUUUUAGCACAUAUAUCCUUCUUUAUGAAAUUGACUUUUUGCCAAAGUUGAACAGUAAAGAAGAGAUUUUGCAUUAACACAUGCAGUGGUUACUCAGUUAGUGAGCAAAUUUAGGUCUCUUUGGCUAACUGCAGCUAACCCACAGCUAGCUUUAAAGCAUUAUUUGCUUUAUUUACUUGUGUUAAUUUACAGUUACUGUUUGCAGCUGCUGCUCUCUGCGACCUCAGACAGCUAUGCUAACUAUUAACCCUUUCUAUCUACCCAGCUACUAGUCUAUCUACUUACAGCCCUUCCUAUCUAUCUUUCUAUCUAUAUGAGGAGGGAUUUAGAUUAUUACACACACUCUCCUAGAUACACAUAAUGUAUGAUUAGACUAAAAUCACCAAAUAUCCUCAAUUAUUUUAAGUAAAGGGAGCCUAACUAACCUCCCUGUCCACUUGUCAACUUGCCCCAAUCACUCUAUCCCUCAACCUUUAUCUCUUCACCUCCUGUCCCCGUGGCUGUUCCUUCACUCUGCCAUGACCUCCCUCACCUCAUCUGCCCCUCUCUCCGACCUCCGUGUUUCUCUUCGUUUCCCCCCCUCCAUCCCCUCCCUCUCUUCCCUGUGUCUCCAGGUCCACCUCGAAUCAGACCCAUGCGGGACAUCACCGCAGUGGCGGGUAGGAACACCUACAUAACAUGCCGUGUGAUUGGCUACCCAUAUUACUCCAUCAAGUGGCUGAAGGACGGCAUGCAGCUGCCUGAUAAUCAUCGUCAAGUGCUGUUUGAGAACGGCACCCUGAGGCUGACGGAUGUGCAGAAGGGCGCGGACGAGGGUACCUACUUGUGUAGCGUUCUGAUCCAGCCCCAGGUGUCAAUCAACCAGACUGUCCAUGUCACAGUCAAAGGUAAGAUCGUAGACUAUAACAACUGGGCACUGUUGUGUGGUAGACACUUAAUAAAAUUCAUGUACAGAAUAAGAGGUACUAAACCACCUGCCUGAUCUGGCUGUACUUGAGAUUACCAUAAAGACAUUUUUUUAUUUAUUGAGGGUAUUUGUUGAACAGAUUACAGUAUUGAAAACAAAUGUGCCUCAAAACAGUAGAGAAAAAAACACUUUGUAACCACACAUUUUACAAAUUAGCAAAAGAUAUUUCUGGAGUACCUAUUCACUGCCAACUGGGGACACUAAUUUUCAAAGUUGUGCUGUCCAACUUUGCAGUAAUCCAUCAUGACUGAGGUAAAUGGUGUUCAAGACAGAUUUAUGUUUCAGUCUGCGUCUGUAUUUUGUCGAGUCUGUGAUUGGGGUAACGAUGGUAGCAGGGCAGCUGCAGAGGUGUUUAAGGCUGUGUGCAUGUGCAUGUGCCUACGUGAGUGUGUCUCUGAUUUAAUUAGAUGAAUAAUAAUGAAGCCUAGAUUAAAUCCCCCAGAUGUCUCAGCUGUAGUACCCCCACCCCAACCUCCAUUGCUAUGGCAACAGAAUGACUUCCUCCUGCCAAUUGGACUCUAACCAGAGCGGCUAUUAUGGGCUGCAGGAGUUGGGGGCUUAAGCGGGGGACGAGAAGAGGGGGCCCACUGGCCAAUGACCUUCUCUCUCCCUCAGCAUUGCUCCAGAUGGCCGCACUGCCACUCCUCCUCAUCUAUCGCUGCCUUUAUUCCACUGACUCUCUGCGCUCUUCCUUUCUUCCUCAGUGCCACCGCUCAUCCAGCCCUUCGAUAUCCCCUCUACCUCAGUGGGGAAGCUCAUGUACAUUGCCUGCGUGGUGUCAUCUGGGGACAUGCCCAUACGCAUCACCUGGCACAAAGACGGCCAACUCAUCGUGCCAGGCUCUGCUUCUGGCGUGGCAAUAGAGACCAAAGAGUUCAUGAGCUCCCUGCAAAUCUCUAAGGUGACACUGAAGCACAAUGGAAACUACACCUGCAUCGCCAGCAAUGCCGCUGCCACUGUCAGCUGGGAGAGACAGUUGAUUGUUACUGGUGAGAGACUGAGCAGGAAGAAAGUUACGUGAUGAUGAAUAUGGGUCAGAUGAGAAGUGAUAUCUAAUGUGCUUAGGGAGCUUAGGACUCCUAUUUUAGAACAUUUCCAUUUUCUACCUUUCAUUGGAGGACUUCUUUUAGUUCCUCCAUUUGGGUUAACUGACUGCUUAUUUUAUUUCCUCAGUGCCUCCUCGUUUUGUGGUGCAGCCCAACAAUCAAGACUGUAUCUACGGCAAAGCUGGAGUUCUCAACUGCUCUGUGGAGGGUUACCCACCCCCAAAAGUCAUGUGGAAACAUGCCAAAGGUAAGUCAGCCCAUCAUCCCUAUAUCUAAAUAACUAGAUCAUGUAAAAAAAAAAAAAUUGAAGGAAGUUACAGUCAAUAACUUUGUGUCAUAUUACAUGUGCAGGUGUAGGAAACCCACAACAGUACCACCCGGUCCCCCUUACAGGCCGUAUCCAGAUCAUGUCAAACGGCUCCUUGCUCAUCCGCCAUGUGCUUGAGGACGACAGAGGGUACUACCUCUGUCAGGCCUCCAACGGGGUGGGCUCAGACAUCAGUAAAAGCAUGAUCCUCACUGUCAAGAGUAAGUGUCAAUCAUCCUGGCUUUAGCUUGAACACACUCCCUCGCAUGACCACAUCUCCUGCAUUGCACAAAUAGGGUACAGUGCACAGAGACUUGGCUUUUUCCAAGAGAAUCUGCCCUUCUAAGAUGCACUUUAGCCUCAGGCUAGUGUGGCAUUUACUGUAGCUCUCAAAACCUCCAUCCUGCACGUCCUGAAAUGGGGGUAUCUUUGAUAUCGAUUUAAGUGUUGUAGCUGCCGAUCCAUGUGCUACUGAAUGUUUGGUGGGGAAAAGGGCUGAUGAAUUAGUGAUGAAAACAAAACCGCAGGAACCCACUCAAUCAAUAAUCUAUGUCUGAGGAAAGAAGGUGGAAAAGAAUCAGGAGGAGAAGAAGAAGGCAGAUUGGGAGGAGUAAAAGGACCAACAGGGCUUGAAGCGUGAAAUGAGAAUGGAGAAUGAAGGGCAGAAAUAGAGAUGUCUAUACAUCUCUAAUACAUCCUGGUAUUCCAAUACCAUACCCCUGUUCCCUUGUCUCAUUACUCCAUAUAAUACUAUUUGUCACACUGACAUGUGUCUGAAUUCUGCUCAGUUCCUGCCAUGAUAACCAGCCACCCAAACACCACCAUGGCCAGGAAGGGCCAAACAAAGGAGCUGAACUGCACAGCACGAGGGGAGCAGCCCAUCAUCAUACGCUGGGAGAGGGGAGACACGGUCAUCGACGCGGAAAGAAACCCCCGAUACUCCAUCACCAUCAACAAGAAGGGAGAUGAAGUCAUCUCCACCCUAAAGGUGAGGAACACGUUACAACACAAAGCAGACCGUUACACCAAAGCUUAAUUCGAUACCAUGAAGUGAAUGUCAAGAAUUUAUUUCUACUAUCUCAUCUGAUACUUUUACUCCAUUUAAAGGCUCAGCCUCUAACUCAAUUGUUUACUUUAUUAGUAAGAGUUAGUGGAGAAUGAUAUGGCCGUCAUGUUAACAAGCCAAAAAUGAAGCUUUGGUCAGCAGCCACUUAUCCUAGCUGUGUCCCAAUUCAGAGUUUGCAUGCUUCAACAGUUGCAUUUGCAGACUGAUGGCAACAAAAUGGCACAACCUUGAUAGACCAAAACGUCUAAUCUGUUGGUGGUGGUCUAGGCAAGUUACGCAGGUUGAGACCAUUGGAGGAUGCUAAUAGGAAAUUCUUCUGCGUCAAGCUGAAGCCUUUGCAUACACCUUAGGUCUGCCUAGCUCUGCCAACAUUUGUAGCUUGACAUGUUCCCCCUCUACCUCUUGAAAUAAUACAGACUACAAGCCUUGUGGCUGGCAUAGAUGGUGGCAGAAAUUUCCAGUAUUUCUACUGCAUUUGCCACUGCAGCGUAGCCACGGCAUAGGUUUAACGCAGAAGAAUAAACCUGACUUUGGGAACCUCCAAUAGCCAGUUUGGCUCUGUCCAAAGGUAACACAAUCCGUUCACCAGCACUACAUUUGACCACUUUGAGAUAGGAGUAGAGGAUUUUCUUUUUCGCUAACUAGCUAGUCAUUUAUACUCCCUAAACAUGAGUGGUAAUAUUACUGAAGGCUCUUCUCAAAGUAUGGAAUAACAUAAAAGGUCAAGCUUUUUCUUUUAUACUAGUAAGUAGAAAAGAGGUGGAAAUGUAGGGAUCAAUAGGAUCAAGAUUUGGGGCCAAACUAUUGGUUCAGCUGUAAUAUUGCACAAUAUUUUUUAAGUGUACCUGCUGUCUGUUGUGGGUCAUUUAAAUACCAUCCAGCCCAUUGAGCCUUUUUCUGUAUGUGCUGAUCUUCACAGCUGAACCCAGCUGAGCGAGGGGAUUCUGUCUUCUUCUCCUGCCAUGCCAUCAACUCCUAUGGAGAGGGACGAGGGCUCAUCCAACUCACGGUGCAAGGUAUCUCUACCACAAACUACUCAUGGCUCACAAGUUUCUUCAAUUUACUUAAGCUUUGCAUGGCAGAUUUGGUUAUGUAACAUGUCCCUCCCUCUCUGUCUCACAGAACCACCAGAUCCUCCUGAACUGGAAGUGAGGGAGGUGAAGGACAGGAGCAUGAACCUACGCUGGAUCCAGAGGUUUGACGGAAACAGCAUCAUCACUAGUUAUGACAUUGAGUACAAGAACAAAUCAGGUGGGUUUUGUGAAAUUAGAUAUGCCUAGGAUAUAUUGUAGGGAUUCAUGUCCCAGAAGUGUGAAAUCUUCUUAAAAUUUUUUUGGUAGACUCCUGGGAUCACAUGUACACAACCAGGAACAUCUCACCCACUAACAACCAGGCCAACAUUGUAGAGCUGCACCCAGCUUGUGUUUACAGCAUUCGAAUGUACUCUUACAACAAGAUUGGUCGCAGCCUUCCAAGCAAAGAGCUCACAAUCAGCACUGAGGAAGCACGUGAGUGAUCAUUCAGUCUGGUUGAAAAAAAAUCUUCAUGUUAAAUUCUCUUUUAGUCGACAAAACAUAUGAAUAUUGACUGUUGGGCUGUUUUUGUCAUGUUCCAUCAACAGCACCUGAUGGGCCACCAAUGGAUGUAAUCCUCCAACCAAUGACAUCUCAGAGCAUACGUGUUACAUGGAGGGUAAAGUCACUACUUUGUGUUUAUUAUGAAUAAGAUCUGAUUUCAAUAUCAGUAAUCUUCUCCCCCAGAAAUGACUCAUGCUACCUAACUUUGUGUCUUUAACUGCUAAAGUUUAACGUUUAGUCAGGCUUUGGCAUGCCUAUUUGAUUACUGGUCAUCAAUUUAUCCACAGCAUUUUGACAACCUUAACCUCUAAUGCUUAUGGAGGGGCAGGAAAGGAAAGCCAGUAAAAGUAUCAGCUUUGGUCAUAUGAAGAUGGUUCAAAUGAGCCGCAAGAAACAAAUAUUUUGCAUUAAUUACGUAUCCAUUUAUCCUUUAAAAGAUUUGCUCUGCAUUUCUUUCAGGCUCCAAAGAAGGAACUGCAGAAUGGGGUGAUCCGAGGUUACCAGAUCGGCUACAGAGAGAAUGGUCCAGGCAGCAAUGGCCAGUACAGCAUAGUAGAGAUGAAAGCAACUGGUGACAGUGAAGUGUACACUUUGGACAAUCUUAAAAAGUUUGCCCAGUACGGGGUUGUGGUCCAGGCCUUCAACAGAGCUGGGACAGGUCCAUCCAGUACUGAGAUCAAUGCUACCACGUUGGAAGAUGGUAAGAAAGACUGAAGAGAGGGACGGGAAUAAAUGCAUAGAUGGCAGCAUCCACAACUCAUAGAAACACAUCUUUUUAAUUGAUUUGAUACUAAAGAAAAUAGAGUUAGUGCAGCGACAGUACAUCAGACACAUAAAUAUAAAGAGCUAAAAAACAUACUGUAUAUAGGUUAACUCUAAAGCCCACCCCCCCAUUCUUUUUGCCUUUAAUUAGCACCCUCAUUAGGCUGGUAGAGAGCAAAAGAGGAACAAGGAACCCGAUUACUCUCUAAAUGUCUGCCCCCUCUGUCUCCUUCUCUCUCCUGUCCCCCUUAAUCUUUCUUCUUUCUCCCAUUGGUUCCCCUCUCUUCUUCCUCACCCACUUUCUGCCUGCCUUAUAUCCUUCUACAUAUAAUGUAUACAUGUCUGACACCACUGAUUCUUUCUAUUAGACUAAAAUAUACAGAUCCUUUUUGACUGUAGAUGCAGUGAUGGCAGACACUGUGAUGAUGGCAGCAGUAAUAGUGAAUUAUUGUCUCGACACAUAGUCUAAAACUGCUCCUACAAUGGCAAUUACCUUAAAGGUGAACAUUGUCUUCCUUCAGAUUUUAUCUCCCACCUCUCAGCGCUCCUCUCAUCUGCAUUUUAACCCCUUAAAGUGAAGGUGUUUCAUUAUUUAUGUUGCCCUCUCCUAGUACCCCUCUCAACACCUCCUCUCCCCCACUUUCUUAAAGCUAAUGCUAAACAAGAAGCUGUUGAGAGCUGAUCUGAGCUUAAAUGACAGAUUUAUUUCAGCAGAGGUUGUCUGUAGGCUGUUGCUGUUGAGUACUCGUUAAACAUCGGUGCUUUGGUCACAAUGCUGGAUAAUCCAAAUCCUCUUGGAGGCAGAACUAAUUAAAAAAACAAUCUAUUGUUUUUGGAAAAUAGAUCCCAUUAAAAAAAGUUUGUAUGUUUGAAACUGUAUCGCUUAUACUCUUCUUUGCUCUCCUCCAGUACCCAGCGAGCCUCCGCAGAACGUGCGAGCCAUCUCUGUGACGUCAGACGAGGCGGUAAUCACAUGGGCAGAGCCUCCACGGCUGACGCUGCACGGUGUGCUGAAAGGCUACCGGGUUGUGUUUUGGUCCCUCUUCCCUGACGGAGGUGGGUGCUGUGGGGGCCAGGCCCAAUGGCCAAUGCAGAGUAAUUAUCACCUAUCUCAUUCUAAACGUCACCAAACCCCAUCCUCUCACCCACACACCUUCUUCUCUGUCAGUGCUGUGAGCCUGAAUGUGUCACUGUGUGUCAGUACCUUCCUCAUUAAGCACUUCCUGUUCCUGUGUGUGUUAAGAUUUGCCUGUAUACUUCUGUUUCCUUAAACUUAAAUGAGAUUACAGUACUGUAGUUGAGUGUUUGUGUUCAUGUCCAAGGUUAAAUUCAACUUAUUUGCUUUAUUCAGUAUGUUUUGCAGAAAAAUCUCUUUAAAAAAAAUAAGCAUUUUAAUGAUUUUGUUUGGUUUAAAAGGAAAUUAGGGGUUCUUUUUUUUGCUGGUAAAAUAAAUAUAUUUAUGAACAUGGCCCUGUCUUAAACAAGGUAUCUGCCAUUACUGAGUCUCAAAGUAGACCUGUUUCUUUCUUCUCCAGAACAGCAGCUCACGCAUUAACAGCUGCCAAAAUUUAAAGAGACCGUGCCCUUUUAGCAAAAUGUCAUGUUAGUCAAAGCUUGCAAACGUUCAAUCAAACAAUUUUUUAAUUGAUAAUCCAGAAUUGUAAGUCGCAAAAAAGAGAAAUGUCAUGUUGAAUAUCUGAGGCCUACUAAAUCUUAUGGCUCACACUAAAACCAAAGAAAUCAAAGUUAAGUGGUUGGUCAAGUUGGUUUAGUUUAUCGUGAGAUGGUCAGCCUGUUUUUAAGCCAACCGGAUGUUAAUCUUAUACUGGCCCUGACCAUCAAGUCCUGAUCUGCUUUUUAAAUAAUGCUAGCAGAAUGUACAGUUUGAUUAUACUAGUAUUACAGGAGUUUUUGAUAUUAUUAACACAAAAUAAAGAAUCUGUGUCAGUAUUGAUGUCGAAAAAAUAUCCAACCGUCUAGUUAAGGGAAGGUUGUUAGAUUGAGACAGGACACAUUAACCUUUAGCUGAAUUCAAUCAUAAUCACAGUCUUUUCCUAACUAAAGCAAACUACACUCACCGGCCACUUUAUUAGGUACACCUGUCCAACUGCUCGUUAACACUUAAUUUCUAAUCAGCCAAUCACAUGGCGGCAACUUAGUGCAUUUAGGCAUGUAGACAUGGUCAAGACAAUCUCCUGCAGUUCACACUGAGCAUCAGUAUGGGGAAGAAAGGUGAUUUGAGUGACUUUGAACGUGGCAUGGUUGUUGGUGCCAGAAGGGCUGGUCUGAGUAUUUCAGAAACUGCUGAUCUACUGGGAUUUUCACGCACAACCAUCUCUAGGGUUUACAGAGAAUGGUCCGAAAAAGAAAAAAUAUCCACUGAGCGGCAGUUCUGUGGGCGGAAAUGCCUUGUUGAUGCCAGAGGUCAGAGGAGAAUGGCCAGACUCGUUCGAGCUGAUAGAAAGGCAACAGUGACCCAAAUAACCACCCGUUACAACCAAGGUAGGCAGAAGAGCAUCUCUGAACGCACAGUACGUCGAACUUUGAGGCAGAUGGGCUACAGCAGCAGAAGACCACACCGGGUGCCACUCCUUUCAGGUAAGAACAGGAAACUGAGGCUACAAUUUGCACAAGCUCAUCGAAAUUGGACAAUAGAAGAUUGGAAAAACGUUGCCUGGUCUGAUGAGUCUCGAUUUCUGCUGCGACAUUCGGAUGGUAGGGUCAGAAUUUGGCGUCAACAACAUGAAAGCAUGGAUCCAUCCUGCCUUGUAUCAACGGUUCAGGCUGGUGGUGGUUGUGUCAUGGUGUGGGGAAUAUUUUCUUGGCACUCUUUGGGCCCCUUGGUACCAAUUGAGAAUCGUUGCAACGCCACAGCCUACCUGAGUAUUGUUGCUGACCAUGUCCAUCCCUUUAUGACCACAAUGUACCCAACUUCUGAUGGCUACUUUCAGCAGGAUAAUGCGCCAUGUCAUAAAGCUGGAAUCAUCUCAGACUGGUUUCUUGAACAUGACAAUGAGUUCACUGUACUCAAAUGGCCUCCACAGUCACCAGAUCUCAAUCCAAUAGAGCAUCUUUGGGAUGUGGUGGAACGGGAGAUUCGCAUCAUGGAUGUGCAGCCGACAAAUCUGCGGCAACUGUGUGAUGCCAUCAUGUCAAUAUGGACCAAGCUCUCUGAGGAAUGCUUCCAGCACCUUGUUGAAUCUAUGCCACGAAGAAUUGAGGCAGUUCUGAAGGCAAAAGGGGGUCCAACCCGUUACUAGCAUGGUGUACCUAAUAAAGUGGCCGGUGAGUGUAUAUUAGUCCAUAAAAUAAAAUAAAAAUCGUAUCAAAUUUUGAAGAUCCUGAUACAAGUUUUUGCGUUGCAUGUUACCUACAAACUACUUCUGUAGCUUCUUAGUCAUAGAGAAAUGAAUCCCAUAUUCCUCAAAACAUAUGGAGCAAAGCAAGUUGGAAGAUGCGAAGCAAGGCAGAUGUUAUAGAAUGCAGGAUUUGUGUGUAUAGAGUGUCCUCCAGAUAAGCAAAAUACUCUGUAAAAAUAAAAGUGUCUCUGCUGCCCCUCUUCAGAGUGGGGAGAAAUGCAGAAUAUCACAACCACACGAGAGCAGGUGGAGCUGCGAGGCCUGGAGAAGUUCACCAACUAUAGUGUUCAGGUGCUGGCCUACACACAGGCUGGAGAUGGGGUCCGCAGCAAUGUUCUAUACAUCCAAACCCGAGAGGACCGUGAGUAUAUCUCUUUAUCUAUUUCACUGAUUUUUAUUCAUUUCAGGACAUUUUGAAACAGGGGAAAGCAUGCAUCACGCUUGUAUUAGGUGAGGGUAGAGGGGGUAAGAAGGAGAUGGGAGGGGGACAUAAAAAGAGUGAGGGGCCUUAUCUCAGACCCAUGACAAAAGCUCAUUUAUGCCGGGAAGCUCCAUUAGCAGUGCUAAUGAGAAUUAAGAGGCUUUGGGUCCACAGCUCAGGGCUGAGGGAGGGCUGGAGGAAGACACCAGGGGAAGAGGAGGGGGCUCCCUCAGAGCAUACAGCAUCCUGGAGUCAGCCAUCAGCCCUGGCUUCGCAUCCUUUCUGCCAGCUCUCUCGCCAUAGGCAGAGGGAUUAUCUCUACUUGGAUUAAAGAGAAUUAAUUUUGUGCUUACACCAUUGGAGGCGGGAUUACAGCCAGAUCCAUGUCUCUUUAUAGAGGAGGGGAAGGAGGAGGGGCCGGGAAGUGAAGAUGGAAAAGAUAGAGGGGUGAUCACAGAGCCUAUUGUUGGCAGACAAAACAAACACGUCCUCCAGGAAGACACAUAAUAGAAAUGUCAAAGCUAAGACAUUUUAAUCUGAGCCCUUUUAAAGCAUUCCCUCUGUAUUUGGUUGAGUGUAUUAGUCCUUUAACGUGACAUACCCUCUUCUGACUGGCACUAGAGCGCUAAUAUAUACAUGUAGGUGGAGUUUCCGCAUCAUCAUACAGGGCAAACUCGCUGUGCACAGACUGUCUGUCUGGAGACCUGGGUAGAAUUUGGGCACCAGAUGGGACUUAACCCCUUCCCCCUCCUACUAACACUCCUUCUCUGGCAUAGAGGUCCAGUUAUGAUAAUGAUGACUCCUCCGUCUACCCCUCCCUUACACCACCAUCAUAAUCUGUCCCUCAGGAGCGGCACCUUUCAUUCUCACCAUUCUUCCAUCCCUGCCUCCUUCUUUUAAAACACCCAUUGCUACAGCUAUCCUUCCUGAGUCUGGGUUUUAUCCCUGCUCAUGUAAUGUGCAGUUAGAGGGAGUCCAAGGACAUGAGGGGUUGAAUUAUUGGAUCAGAGGGGCCUCACGUUAAAGAAAAAGAGGCAUUUAGAGGACUGUUUCUUACACUGCAGUAGGCAUCCUAGAAGAGGCCCACUGUCAAGCCUGAGUUAUAUUUCUGGGGGGUUUGAAUAGGCUUGACACUCUGAACCCUGUACUGUAAGGCCAAGGUGACAAAGCAUUAUUGUUUAUCUUUCACACUCUCUAGUAUCCUGUUUUGUUUUGUUUUUUCUUCUCGGUAAAGUCUACUUCAUUUUAAAUCCUUCUCACUCCUUUACUUGGUAAUAAGAGCAUUAAGUGGUGGUCAGUGUCAAGCUCAAGUGGCCAGCAGAGGAUCAGAUGCUGCUGUCUAAUCUGUUUGUGGGUUUGUGAGUUAAGAGAACGCUGGGUGUCACAUAGUCCGAACUGCUGACCAAUGUCUGACUGAACAUAUGCUACAACUGUGCACCCAAAGGGAGUUCUUCCAAGUCUUCCCAGAGCGGCUUAGUGCGGGAUAAGACCAGCAAUCUGCAAACAAGCCUGCUCACUUUAAUGAGCAUCCAACACCCAGCAUAAGCGUGCACAAACACAAAACUACACACAUAAAAAAAAAACGCAUUUGUGCACGCUAGCUUUCCUGAUGUUCCUAUGUUUCUGUCUACAGUUCCUGGCCCACCAGCUGGUAUUAAGGCGGUUCCCUCCUCUCCAAGCAGUGUGGUGGUGUCCUGGCUGCCCCCUCACAAACCAAACGGUGUCAUCCGCAAGUACACCAUCUACUGCUCCAGCCCAGGGUCUGGACAGCCGGUGAGUGCUUCCUCUGUGGGUGUGACUCAUUAGCAGGGCCAGUAGAAAAUAUUCCAGGUGAUUCAAAAGACAGGAAUCUGUCAACUUCAGACAAAUCUACUGACAGAAAUACUUAAUCUGCCACCUCUAUUAUUAAUUGAACCUGUACGUGUGUGUGUGUGUGUGCGUGCGUGUGAGUGUGUGUGUGUAAAUUUGCACAUGUCUCUCUUUCACCGCUUUUGCACCAUCGCUUUAUUUCCUGCCCUCCCAGAUGAACAGAUGAGGUUGUCUUGGCAACGUGAUGAGACGUAGAUAUGCAAAUGAAGCAGAGAACAAGCUCACACAUGCACACUGCCGCAUAAGUAGCACACACAUACACACAUUCACACACACGCAUACACACACACACACACACACAGCCAUCACAUUUCAACAUUUUCUAUUUAUACAUGCAUGUGCAGCAUUUCAGUUGUGGUUAGAUCAUGUGCACACAAACACCAGCAUACACAGUGAAACCUGACAUCGGGCUAGAAUCUCACUUUCUUAUUAUUCACAAAUACUCCUCCCUCUCUGUGCAUGAGUGCCAUGUAAAUGAGCAUGGGCAGGGAGGAGAGAGGGAGGAAGGGAAGAGAAGGGAAUGGAAGGGGGGGGUAAGGCAGCUGAGAGACGGAGAAAGAGAAACACCAUUAGAGGUAGAGGAAAAAACUGAGGGGAAAUGAGGGGAAAAGAGGGGGAUGAAGAGGUAGACGAAGUGGGGGAGUGUGAGAGACAGGCAAGGAAGAAGGGAGGAGCAGAAGAGGGUAUCAGUCACAUCGAGAUGAGAGUGCUUUUGUCCGUCUUUUCAUUAUCUCCCUGUAUCACUCCCUGGAUCACCACAACACCGCCGCUAUGCUGGAGGAAUUUUCGAACGCACCCCCUACACACACAAACGCCAAACACAUCCUCCCUCCCUCCCGCGUUCCCUCCAUCCUCUCCUCUUCACUGAGCUAGACAGAGAAGGGGAUAGAGGGAGAGAGGGAACAAGCAAAUGGUGAAGGAACUGGAGAUGAACACUGCGAGAUAAACAGAUUAAAGAGAUAGAACUGAGGAUUGACUUGAGAGGGAAAACACUGUUUUUGAGCACAUGUCUGUGUGUGUCUGCAGGUGUGCGUGUGUGUGUCUGUAAAAUUCCUCUUAAAGGUGCGUUUAAAAGAAAACACAACAAAAAACACAUUAAGUCAGUAGCCAAGCAGAUAAAUUGCGGUUAUCCUUGACUGCCUAAAAAAACUAAAAGAGGAAAUAAUCUUGGUAUGAAACCAAAUUUAUCAAAUAGUUUUUGUGCAUCAAAUUCAAUAAUUCUAUGGAGUAAAUCACAACCCAAAGAGCACUGUCAUCUUUCAUCAUUGUCACACUUACAACCUACAAAAUCCUAGUUUCCAUGGUUUCUUCCCAGUUUAAUGAUUAAAGCGGUUUUCUUUAUGUCUGUUUAUUUUCAUAGUGAGAUCUAAUAAUUUGAAUUCGUAGCAGAGCAAGGCCUCAAAUUUCCAGGUGUCUCGCCUCCAAAAACACCUGAUCCAAGUGGGAGGAACAAAGAAAAGACAAACAUUUGUCACUCUGAAGCCAUUUAAGAAAUAUAGGCUUAAAAGGGUGAUUUUAUAAGGUCAUUAAUUUAAUGCUGUGGGCUUAUUACAGACCACAAAAUUUAAAAAUCUAAACAUUCAAAUGAUUAAAAAUUUAAAAGAGAAAUACAGAGAAGUAUAAAAUGAAAAUGAUUUAAAAAAAAGUGAAGCAAUUUUGAAAAUAUAGUUUAAAAAGAAAUGGUUCAUAUGAAAAUUUCGUAAUUAGGGGACCUAUAUUUAUUCCCAUUGCUCCACUUGUUAUUCAUGGUUGGCCAAGAUACUUGUAAAUUUGUCAAUCAGAUCAUUUCUAACUUUCUUAAAAAAAAAAAACUAAAAUAAAUGAAAUGGUGAAUCUGUGUUGCUCUCUCUUUCUUUAAACUGAUGUCAAAAAAUAAGUACUUUCAUUUCAGUUGAUUAUCAUGUCAUCACUGACAGGUCUUAAAGGUUAAUGAACAUUAAACAAAAAUGUUAAAAAAACCUUCUCUAAAACCAUGUUUCGUGUACAUCCUUUUACAGAAAUCAUUUUGAUAUGUCAUCGGUGUUAAAAUACGAGUGUAAAUGAUGAAAUGAAUGAGGGUUGCAUUUAAUUUGCCUAAUUUCAUUUCAGGAUUCUGGUAUCCCGAAUGCAUUCUCACUGUCACACUUAAUUUUUUUUUUAAAUCAUCGUCAUUGUUGUGUAUAACAUCUCUGCUUUCCCUACUAUCACGAUUUAAAAUGCUUCUAACAAAAAAAAUAAGCCUGUGACUCAACCCACAAAAUUUAGAGAUGUAUAACAAGUAACACAAUUUUAAUCCUGUAAAAAUCGGCCUCCACCAAGCCUCUGGUGUCUCUAUGUCAUCACGUUUAGCUAACAUGACAUUGCGUGCCCUCUGUUCCAGGCGCCCAGUGAGUACGAGGCCAACCCGGAGAUGCUGUUCUACCGCAUCACGCACCUUUCCCGUGGAAAACAAUACCACAUCUGGGCUGCAGCCGUCACCACAGCCGGCCGAGGCAACUACAGCUCAAAGGUCAAUGUGGAGCCUGCUGGGAAAGGUGGGUCCUCAAGGCGAGCCGGUCAUAAAACAGAAGGGUGGAGGGAUAUCUGUAAAGGUUAUGAGGGAGAACUUAGUGAAGAUGGCUAUGAAACGGCAACAUGAUCUCCUGCACACGGAUCGCUUUCAUUGCUCCCUCUCCUGCUUGCCCUGUCUGCUCUCUCUGUUAUUGAUUGACAGCCGCUGUAUUGAUUGAGUAGCGGCUGUGUUGCGAGAAACGCUGUUGUUAAUUAUGUGGUGAUGAACAGGGCCUAUCCAGUAAAAUGACCCUUGGGGAGAGAGAUAGCAGGAGAGAAUCAAUAGAGGGGAGGGUCUAUGGAGAAAAAAUAGAGUGAAACUAAGCGGUUCAGAGGAGGGGCUACAUUAAAACACCACGCUACAGCUUUUUAUCUCCCCAGCAGACAGUAAAGGCCCGUCCCCUUUGGCUAACUCACUCCAAACACAACACAGACAGACACGGGAGAUGUUGCAGCAGGUUUAAAACGUCUUGAUUUGUUUCUUGAGUGUUGAGACUUUGAGUUAAGUAUUGACACUUCAUGUUUGUUUUAUGUGUGUUUCUAAAGUCCCAGCGAAGAUCCUGUCCUUUGGCGGCACGGUGACCACACCCUGGAUGAAGGAAGUGCGCCUGCCCUGCAGCUCAGUGGGAGAACCUGCCCCUACAAUAAAAUGGACCAAAGACAGGUCAGAGCUCAUCAUAUACAAAUUGAAUAUGAGCAUCAUGACUCACCUAGACAGAGAGUGCUGCUCGUGGGGGCAGAUAUAACUCAGCUUUCCUCUGGAUUAACGUCUCUGACCUGUCUGUGCUUUGUCAGUGAGGACUCAGCCACCCCUGUGACCGCAGACAGCCAAAAACAGAUCUUAUCCAAUGGCACGCUGGUGCUACGCUCAGUUAAAGCAGAGGACUCUGGGUACUACACCUGUACGGCGACUAACACUCUGGGCUUUGACACUAUCAUAGUCAACCUGGUGGUUCAAGGUAAGAAAAAAGCCAGGAAGUGACUUUAGGAGGAUGUUAGCAUUUUGAUAUUUGUUCUCCUUUGUUAAGACGAUCUCCCUCUCUUUCUGUAUGUCUAGUUCCUCCUGAUCAGCCUCGUCUGACCGUCUCCACAACAUCCACCUCCUCCAUCACCCUGGCUUGGAUCCCAGGAGACAAUGGAGGGAGCUCCAUCAGAGGUGACCAGCAGCGACACUGGCACACAUUUCAGCUAUUGCAUACAAAUCUAUGACUUUCUUCCCAAUGUUAUAUUAAUAAAUGUUUUUGCUAUUACUUGUACUAAGUCUAUAUAUUGAAGGUGAAAACAAUGUUUCUGAGUAGAAAGUCAAACCAGUGCUGAUUAUAGCUGUUGGUCGCCCCCUGGUGUCCAGCAGGUGUAACAGCAACUUUCUGUUGUUUGCUUUAAAUGACUUGUGUUUAAUAUUAAUCUUUGCUAUGUGAUCCUGCAGGAUUCGUUCUUCAGUAUUCUGUGGACAACACAGAAGAAUGGAGAGAUGUGUUCAUCAGCUCCAGUGAACGCUCCUUCAGGUUGGACAAUCUGCGCUGUGGAACCUGGUACAAGGUCAAGUUGGCCGCCAAGAACAGUGUGGGUUCAGGUCGCAUCAGUGAGAUCAUUGAGGCCAAGACGCAUGGACGAGGUGAGCGGUGAAGGAAACAUACUUGAGGCUUAAAUGAGAAGAGAUCUGAUGGAUUAUUAUCUCCGGACUCUCUAAAAAUAAUACAAACUAAAUUUCAUAGAUAUGUUUAAGAAAAAAAAAUCUUGGUCCAAAGAUGAUCUUUUAUGCUGCUUUGACAAUUCAACAUCUAAAAUAUCCUCACUUUUAAAACUUAAGGUUAGUUUAUAAUCAUAUGUUGAGUUAUCUAUAUCAGUUUCCAAGUUAUGAUAUAGAUAAAUAUACAGGGAAAGGACAGCUCUAUGGUGUCAUAAAUGAAAUUAUAAAUUAAAUCUUGUUGUCGACAAAUGAUUAUACAGAAUAUACAUUUUGUUGGCAUGACCUCAGGACCUCUCUGACCUCCUGUUGCCUCUUGUCUCCACUACAGAACCGGUGUUCAACAAGGACCAACCUCUGCUCACCCACAUCAACUCCACCCAUGCAGGCCUUAACCUGCAGGGCUGGACCAGUGGCGGCUGCCCAAUCACAGACUUAAUGCUGGACUUCAGACCCAAAGGCACCUGGGCUUGGCAGAGCCUCAAGGCCAACUCCACCACCCAACUUUUCCUCAGUGAGCUGCGUGAGGCCACUUGGUAUGAGCUCAAAAUGAAGGCCUGCAACAGCGCUGGGUGUGGAAACCAGAGCUCCCAGUUUGCCACUACAGACUAUGAUGGCAGUAAGUGUCUCUGUUAAGUUUCCAUCCAUAAUCUGAACCUGUCCUCCUCAAUAUUCUGAUAAUUAUAUUAUUUCUUCCCCUUGUUUCUGCAGGUACAAUUCCUCCCAUCAAGUCAGCUCGUGGAGAAGGGGAUGAUGUGAAAAAACUGUUCUCCAUUGGCUCCCCCGUCAUCCUGGUUACUCUGGGAGUAGCUUUGCUCUUCAUUAUACGGAAGAAACGCAAAGAGAAGAGACUGAAACGACUCCGAGGUGAGGGAAAGAAGAGUUCUGUGUCAUUAUGUUGGGUAUUAUUUAUCUUACGAAGUGUGCCAAGUUAAAACUGCCAGUCAUUUAAUGAAGAUGUGGUCUUCUUGUAGAUGCUAAGAGCCUUGCUGAGAUGCUAAUCAGGUAAGAGCUGGUUUUUCCGAACACAACAUUUUUUUCAUGCAGAAGUAACAAUUUAUAAAGUGUAGGUCAUCCUCAUAAAUAUCAAAGUAGCCUCACAAGAGAUGUUAUUCUUAUAUAUGCCAUGUCCUUGUGUGUGAGCAGCAAGAACAAUCGCAGUAUAGACACUCCAGUCAAGGGCCCUCCUCAAGGACCACGGCUUCACAUCGACAUCCCGCGUGUUCAGCUGCUUAUUGAGGACAAGGAAGGAAUCAAACAGAUAGGUAUGGAGCUGCCCCUCCAGCAAUGUAAACUUUAUUAAGUAGGGUCUAUUUAUAAUUAAAUUAACUUGAUCUAAAUGUGUCCCCUCAUCUCUCGCCGGUAACAGGGGAGGACAAAGCAGCCGUGCCCGUGACCGACACUGAGUUCAGCCAGUCAGUGAAUCCACAGAACUUCUGCACAGGCGUGUCCCUGCACCACCAAGCUCUUAUUCAAAAUUCAGGGCCUUUGAUUGACAUGUCAGACAUCCGCCCAGGCACAAGUAAGUUUGUUUUUCCAAGCUACGAAUUUCACAGCUUAUAAGGGGAUAAAACAUAAGACAGGUUAAGCAGGUAAAGCCGAGGGAAAGCUCUGAUCUCUUAUUGAAUUGCCCCUCCAUUCACCUCUGUUCUGAAAAUCACCAAACAGCGAGGACGGUACCUCUUCUCAACAAUCAAUAAAUAGAUGCACAGUCUUUAUUAUGCACAAGCUGUUCUCUGAUCACUGUGACCUCUCUCAGAUCCAGUGUCCAGGAAGAGUAUUAAAUCAGCACACAGCUCAAGGAACAGAUACUCCAGCCAAUGGACGCUGAGUCGGCCGAGUCAAAGCCAGUCCACGGCCUCAGCACGAACUCUGACCUCGGACUGGCGUACAAUGGGCUCUCAUGGAAUCACAGCCACUGAGAGUGACAGCUAUAGCGCCAGCCUUUCGCAAGACACAGGUGAGUCACUAGAGGCCACUAAUGUAUUUGUGACUAUAUUUUGAUGUCAUUUCCCAGGAUUGGAUAGGUGCUUUUUUUACUUGGUGCUUUACUCUGGUGCUACCAACCCCAUAAAGAUAAAAGGACCUAUAUAAAUUUGAGAUCAUCCACUCAAGCUCAGGAGCAACACAAACACAGUAUAAUAUUAGAAACCCAAAAAUCAGCAUUGAACGUUGAUGAUGCUGAGCUGAUGUUUGAUUGGUAAUGUGUUUGAUUAAACAAAAUAGCGGUUGAUUGAAAUGUCUGCUAAGGUGCACACAAUGGUUUCGAUUGAUGCCAGGUCACUGCACCUCUUGGCAGACAUUACUAAUCAGCCACUGGUCACUGUAUAUUAUCAACAUUUUAGAAAGACAGGUCAAAUAAAGGUUAUACCACAAACACAAUUAGUUGCUGAAAGUUGAAAGAAUGCUCCCUAAUAUGUUAUUAGGUCAGACAGAUUAAAUUUCAGGAGCAUGGUUGACUUCAGUGUCAGCAGUUUUCAGCCCUGUGCCUGUUCCAAAACCAAGACGCAGUGUUACACAAGGAAGGAAAACAAUGUUUUGUUUUCAUCAUGCUCCAUAUCCACAAAUUACCAAAGCAAAGAAUGAACGACACACUGUACAGAUACGUGAUGUUAAGACUUACGCAUCACUCAAAAUUUACUUCCAGAACUUUUAGUAUAUUUUUGUCCUUCUUAGACACAUUAUCUCACUAACAAUGACAAACUAGUAUCCUACGAUAAAAGGGGUGUUUUGUUUGGUGACUCACUGAAAAAAUACAAUUCCACUUUUGAGUUUCCGAUCAGCAUCUUUCUCUCAAACAGUGUAAACAUUUCCUCAGGCACCAAAGUUCGGCAUUGGUGCAUAAUCCAAAUUGAAUCAACCCAUUAGAAAACCUUAACAAAUGGUACGCUUUCUGAUGCAACUCAACAGCAGCUCAUACAUGUAUUUUUGUCAUUUUUGCUUUUCUAGAUAAGGGUCGUAACAGCAUGGUGUCAACAGAGAGCGCCUCCUCUACCUAUGAGGAGCUAGCGAGAGCCUACGAGCACGCCAAGCUGGAGGAGCACCUGCAACACGCCAAGUUCACCAUCACAGAGUGUUUCAUCUCCGACAGCUCAUCUGACCAAAUGACCACAGGCACCAAUGACCCGGCAGACAGCAUGACAUCGCUGAGCACGCCUUCUGAGCCAGGCAUCUGCCGCUUCACUGCCUCACCGCCCAAACCGCAAGACUAUGACCGCGGCAAAAAUGUGGCUGUGCCCAUUCCUCACCGCGCCAACAAAAGUAAGCAUGAGGAAAUGAGAGCCAUGAAGAGACAAAACUAUUUACAAUAGCACAGCUGAUACUAGACUUUUACAGUUCUUAAGAUGAUAAAAAUAUGACUACUAACAACUCUAUACGGGAUUUAUCUGCUGAGAGUUAGCUUGAAUGAUAAAGGUAACAAACAGCUUGGAGUUAUGUCUCUUGGUUGAUAUUUUGGAGUCGUCAUCAAGCAAAAAUCACUGAUCCAUGUGUAACAAUGUAGGAAAAGCAUGGGUCAUAUCUUUUGGAAAUAAUCAUUUUGAAGCUAAAGGUUGCUUGCUCUUGUGUCUACUCCUCUCUUGUCUCUUUCAGGUGAAUUCUGCAACCUCCCCCUCUACAUGAAGACCGACCCGUUCUUCCGUAAGCAAGGGGAACUGCAUGACCCCUGCCCAGCUGUGCCACCGCGAGAAGCCUCAAUCCGCAGUCUAACACAGCGGGCAUAUCACACCCAGGGCCGUCACAAGACUCUAGAUCCUGCCAAGCAGCAGGCCCUGACUCUGGGCCACUCUGGGCUGGGCAGCUUGGGUGCAAGCUCAGGCACCGCCACCCUGCCCCAAAGGACUCUCACCAUGCCCAGCUCCAACACUGCAGCGACAGCUUCCACUUCUAGUACGAGCAGCAACCCUAUCAACAGUAACAAGGUGGGGGGCUCCAGAGACUCGCUGCUAGAGAGCAGCUCCUCUGCACUGGGGAGACUGCAGAAACAGAGUGCAGGAGCCUACUCUAAAUCAUACACGCUGGUGUAG
Messenger RNA from Xyrichtys novacula (pearly razorfish), 60059 nucleotides. Lineage: Eukaryota; Metazoa; Chordata; Actinopteri; Labriformes; Labridae. The record is from the annotation of a GenBank genome assembly.